GAAGGCCAAACGCCGGGGGUUGGUUUAAAGGGGAAAAAUCUUCCUGUGAAAAUCCAUGCCCGAAAUGAGUGUGCGUGUUGCGUGAGAAAAAUCAAUUUUGGCAUUUUGAACGCACAGCCAGAACCAGGCACCAGUCGGCAACCAGAAGGAACGAAGGAAAAAAGGGCUUGUCCAAAUGAGAAUUUGCCAUAACGAAAGGAGUUUAACGAAAUCAAUGCUAUCAUGGCUGAUAGCACAGAUCCAGGCAAGGAUCCAACCAUAGAUGCCGGAGGAGGUGGAGCUGCUGACGCGCCUCCAAUUCCAGCUGUUCGGCGUCGUCGUGCGCAUGAGCAUAAAUCCUCCUCAAGGGAGAAUAUUGAGGAGCAGGAACAGCUGGAGACAUCCACAGUGACGCGAACGUACAUGAAAACCAUUACCACAUCCUUGACAACAUCCAGCAGUAAUCUAGAAGAGGAAUAUUCUGCCAGCAGCAGCUCGAACCCAAACCAGCAACGUUUGCGCCAGAAGGUGGCACAAUAUGAAAAGAUCUGGUCGGAUGGCACUGCUGCCAGCGGCAAACGCACCGCUGAGGUGAGCUCCGAAGAACUACGACAAGACUCGAACCAGGAUGAUGACCCGGAGAAUCCCUUUGACAUUGAUGUGCACGAGAUUGAGCGACGCUUGCGUUUGGAGCGACAACGCGGCAUGGCCGAGGCGGAGGCAGCCAAGCUUGCCUUCCAGCAGGUUCAACUGCGGCACACAACACCGCCACCGCCACCGCCGUCGUCGCUGCCACGUCGCGUGGAGGUGACCAGCGAGCAGACGGCCAGCCCGUUUAAUGUGACCUUGAGAACCACCAGUCGGAUGAGCCCCGGUGCCGAUCAUGGGAAUGUGGAGGAGCAGCUAUCGCCCUUUAAUGUGACGCUGCGUACGACCAACACGCGACGACACACAAGGAAGGUGGAACUGGAACGCUUUCUCGAAGGCGAACGAAUGGUGAGAGAGGUGCCCGCUGCCGAUGGGGUAAGGACCAUCAUUACCUCGUCGAUGACAAGCGAUGGGGGCUAUGCCGAGGAGAAAAUCUAUCGCCAUGGCGAGGGAUAUGUUUCUCCGCGUGACUCACCCUCGUGGUCGCGCUCGCAUUCCAGUUACUCCGGCAGUGAGAGGUCCAGUGUGACGCCACCGCGUAGCGUUGACUUGACCGCCGGCGGUAGAAGGAUACUUAUUAAGCUGGAGAAUGAAACCGAACUGGGAGCUGGAACCGAACUAAACGACGAAACAGAUUCAAGUGCCGUGAAUCGUCGGCACCAAGACGUGGCCAUGGCAACGGGCAACAUUGACAUUACCGUUGGUAGCAGCAACCCCCGCAGGCGUUUAUACCAACAAACAACUGUCCAGGUGGGUGGCAACGUAGCACCGCCACAACAACUGCAACAGCAACAGCAGCAGCAGCAGCAACAGCAACGUCCCAGGGAACUUUCCCUCGAAACUGGAGGAACAAAGAAAAAGACAAUGCUACUAACAUCCACGCCGAUUGGCACGAAGGAGCAACCGCAGGAACCAAUCAGUCCAGCUGGAACGUGCCAAUUGCGUGGUUCUUCAGCGGAAGAGCAACGGAAAAUUGUAAGCCACAAAACGAUAACCACUACCGGUAGCAGCACCACGAAAUCGAAAUCGAAAUCCUCGACCUCCUCCUCAUCCACAUACACGUCCACUUCGCGCAAAUUAAUCGACGAUUCGCCGUCCCCGUCCGCUGGGAAUAUCUCGUUUACGGCCUCGCAAAUAAGUCUAAGUCGCGAUAACGUAUCGAACGCCGGCGAUAUUAUCGAUAACGAUUCCGAUACCGAAGGCAGACCGGCCAGCAGCAUUGUGAUUGUGUCCACACCCUCACGCUCUGUGACCCCAUCAACGCCCAGCACGACAGCAGCUCACGCCCACGCCCACGCCCACGCCCACGCCCUCAGCGGCAUUGGCACUUUCAGCAAGAGUCUGCGACAGGAUUAUCAGACUCAAGUACAGCAAAGUGGCAGCCGUGGCAGCAGCAGCAACGAAAACGAAUACCAGGAAUUCCAAUCCACAAUGGCGUCGAUCAAUUUCGCACGCAGCAAUUCCCAGUACGACAGUCAUAUCAAGGAGAAACGAGAGGAGCAAGAACGUGUGCAGAAGAAGACAUUCACUAAUUGGAUUAAUUCAUACCUAUUGAAGCGUGUUCCACCGCUUCGUAUUGAUGAUUUAAUCAAUGAUUUACGCGAUGGCACAAAAUUAAUUGCAUUGCUCGAAGUACUGUCCGGUGAACGUUUGCCCGUGGAGAAGGGCCGUGUACUGAGACGACCACAUUUCCUUAGCAAUGCCAAUACGGCGCUGCAGUUUUUGGCCAGCAAACGUAUCAAAUUGGUCAAUAUUAAUCCCGCAGAUCUGGUGGAUGGGAGACCACCAGUUGUGUUGGGUUUGAUAUGGACAAUCAUAUUGUACUUCCAGAUCGAGGAGAACAGCCGCAACCUAGAAUAUUUGGGUCAUGGUAUUGGUGGUUCGGUUAGCUCCCUCGACAGUGUUGGCAAUCAAAAGCAUGGCGACCUUAAAGCUGAGAAAUGGAAGCAGGGAGCCAGAAAAACGCUACUCAAUUGGGUGACAAAUGCCUUGCCAAAAGACAGUGGCGUGGAGGUGAAAGAUUUCGGCGCCAGCUGGAGAGAUGGCGUCGCUUUCCUAGCCCUGAUCGAUGCCAUUAAAGCGAAUUUGGUUAAUUUAGCAGAGCUAAAGAAGGCCAGCAACCGUCAGCGUUUGGAGACAGCUUUCGAUGUGGCCGAAAGCAAGUUGGGCAUUGCCAAAAUAUUGGACGCUGAGGAUGUGGAUGUACCCAAGCCAGAUGAGAAGAGCAUCAUGACAUAUGUGGCACAAUUCUUGCACAAGUAUCCCGAACCAAAGGGUGCCUCACGCGAUCAGUCGCAUGUCCAGCAAGAGGCGGACGAGCUGCGUCGCUUCUUGGUGGAGAAGACCACCGAGUAUGAGCCCAUGGUCAUGCAGAGCUCUUUUCCGCGUGAUUUUAGUGAAUAUUUGCUGGCACGUUCCGAGGUCGAUGCACACUUGUCGGCAUAUAACCGACUAAAGCAAUUGAUUGAGAGCCAAAGCGGUUUCCUGCAGGUCUCACAUCAAUCGUGGAAUCAAAUCAAUGAGCUGUGGCAGCGCCUCCAGUACCAGAUGAUGUACUGGCUCUGGCUAUUGGAUGCCGAGCUGCCUGGCGAGUUCGGCAUUGUGGGCAAAUGGCUGGCCGAGGCCGAAAAACUACUAAUGGACAAUGAUAUACCCAAUGCCAUGAAUGAGGAGACGGCGGCUGUGAUUAGUAGAAAGCUGGAGGAGCAUAAGCUCUUCUUUGCCGAUCUGCCGCGCAUUCUGGCCAUGUUCGAUAAUGCCAAACGUUCGCCCUUGGCCCAGCAGGUGCCGCUGGAGCAGCUGCGGAACAUGGAGCGUCGCCUGCAAGAGGUGGGACCCAAGGCCGCUGAACGGCGCAUCCGUUUGAAGUUCUUGGAGCACAAGUGCUGCCUGAUUGCGUUCCUCAAUCUCGUGGAGAACAAGAUGCGCGGAUGGACCGGCAAGUAUGGGCACGAGGAGAAGGUGGCCCAACAGCUGGAGCAGUACAAGAACUUUGUGUCGCGCAACAAGAUCUUCCAGGAGUUCCAGAAGGCCUUCGUGGACAUGCAACAGGUCGUGGAGGAGUACAAGCGCGACGGCAAUGUGCCACGCAAAGACAUCAACGAGAUUGAUCGCUUCAUGUACGAGACGGAGGAGCGCUGGAAGCGUGUCUCCAUGGAGCUGAAGUGCUGCCAGAACUCACUCGAGGAGGUGGUCAACUGUUGGCGUAGCUGGAACCAGCUGGCACCCAGCUGUGAGGAAUGGCUGCUCCUAGCCGAACAGAAGGUCAAUCAAAGCGAAGACGAUCGUCUGGAGUUCUUCCAGGAUAUACCCGUGUGGAAGGACAAGUUUGAUGCCUUGGCCAACUCGGCCAACUAUCUGAUUGCCUCCUGCGAGGAGCCCAUUGCCCAGCAGCUACGCCAGCGUCAUGGCACACUGGCCGAGCGCUUUGAGCGUCUGUUUGCCAACACCAAGCAGUACAUGCACGCGGGCGACAUCAUACGCUCCCGCCAGGAGUACAAGUCAGGCAUUGAGCAGCUGUCCCGCUGGCUGCGUGGCGCCGAAAGUGUACUCGAUCAGCGUCAGGUGCUCGGCAACAGUGAGCAGAUCCGCCAGUAUGGCCAGCAGCUGCAACAGCUAGCCAGCGAGAUCGAUGACAACGAAGAGCUGUUCAAGACAAUUAGUCGCAACUUCCAGGGCCUCAUCCAAGACUUGUCGCGCGAUGAAGUAGACAAGAUGAUGAAGCUCCUGAAGCAGGAGAAGGAAUCGCUGGUGCGAAUACGCGCACAGCUGCCGGCCAAGCUGCAUCUUUUCCAUCAACUGCAGAUUCAACAGGAAUCGCUGGAGGCUGGCCAAAAGGAGAUCCAUCAGUGGCUAAGCGAGGCCGAGCAACUGCUGAGCACGCACAACCUCACGGGCGGACGGGAUUCGAUCAACGAGCAGCUGCACAAACACAAGACAUAUUUCUCGCGCACCGUUUACUAUCGCUCCAUGCUGGAGAGCAAGAACAAGGUGUUCCAGAAUCUACUAAAGGCCGUGGCAGCCGAUGACAAGAUCGACACGGCGCCCGGCACACAGCAAAUGCAGCAACUGAACGAACGCUUCAACUAUGUGAUCCAGAAUGCCCAACAAUGGGAGCAGCGUCUGGAUGCUGCCGCUGGUGGCUGGAGUAACUUCAAGGAUAACGAACGUGUCGUGAGCGAGUGGCUCACCCAGGCCGAGUCCAUGCUUGUGGAGAAGCACAUCGAAUCGAAGACCACCAUCGAGACACAGAAAUAUUUCUUUGAGCAGGUCAAUGAUCGCUGGAUGAACGACCUUGUGCAAUCCGCUCAGCAAUUGCUGACCACCUUGCCCGCCCAGGAGCAGCCAGCGGUGGUGCAGAGCGUCGAACAGCUGCAGUCGCGCUGGAAGAAUGUCCUGUCACAGGCACCGCUCCAUCUGCUGAAGCUGGAGUUCCGUUUGGAUGAGAAUGCGUUCUAUCAGUCGCUCAAGGAUGUGGAGAAGGAAUUGCAGCUCGAGCAGCAGGCACUCAAUCGCAACGAAGAUGUGGACUCCAUACUGCAGCGCAAUCAGCAGUUUUUGGUGCAACAGGAUGUGGUGCCGAGGCUAGAGCGUUGCCUGCAGAAUAUGCAACGCUUGGCCCAGGCACACCGACAGCAGCAGCCCGGCGACAUCUCGCUGGAUCAGGCCUACGACAAUGCGCAGGCCCAGUGGCACGCGAUGUCCAACAAACUGGCGGACAUGCGACAGACACUGCAGCAGAUCCCCGCCCAAUGGCAGGGCUACCAUCAGAAGUUCAAUGAGAUGAUACAAUGGAUGAACACAGUCGAUCAGAGCCUCAAGAAUAUUGUCAAUGAAGUGAAUACCAUGGAGGAAUUUGAAAAGGAGAAGGUCGUGUUUCAGCGAAUCUGCCAGGAUGCAGACAACAAGCGUGAAGACAUGAAGUGGCUGGUGAAAACCUUGGACUCGCUGCUCAGCUAUGCCACCGAAGAUGAGGCCAACAUGGAGCAAAAGAAACUGGAAGAUCUGAUUGCACGCUACAAGAACCUCAUACCGACCAUUGAGAUCACAAUGGUCAAGACGGAGGUGUUCUCCAAAUGCUACACCUACCGCCGCGAGGUGCACGAGGUGGUGUGCCUGUUGAGCAAGGUCAAGGAUCAGACAGCCAAUAUUCCAGCGCCGGACAGUCUGGAGCGUGUGAAUCGUUUGAUUGAAGAGCAGCAGUAUGCCAUCAAUCAGCUAGAUCAUCAGCGGCCGCACAUCAUGUCGAUGCUGCAGCGUGGCCGUGAUCUCAGCAAGGACUUGCACGCCCCGGCAUUUGUCAAUGCCGAGGUUAAGAGUCUCGAAACAGGUUGGAACCAGGCCUACACACAGACCUCCGACAAGCUGCAGGCACUCAAGGGCACCCAGGCGGUGUGGAGUGACUUUGUUGACCAGAAGAACGACAUCUUCUCCAUGCUGCAGACAGCCGAAACGGAGCUGCGUUCCCUGACGCCGCUGCAGACGGAUCCGAAGAAUGUUAGUCAGGAUCUGAAGUCGAAGCGCGAUCUAAAUGUGCAGCUGCAGCAGGCCUCGCAUCAGCUGCUGCCCAAGCUGCAUGCCCUCAAGUCCGAGCUGGCGCCGCUGGCUGCCGCCGACAAGCGUCCCUUGCUGGAGAAGGAGGUCACCGAAGUGGAGAAGAUGUUCUUCAAUACGAUGGAGCAUGUCAAGGAUCGCGUUGGCUAUCUAGAGGACUACAGUGCCAAGUGGAACAACUACAAGACGCGUCUCGCUGAGCUGCAGGAAUGGGCCAACAAGGUGGCGCCCAAGAACAUCGAAGCGCUGCAGUCCGAGGACCUCACACCCGAAGAGCGUGUGGUCAAGGUGCAGAGCUUCAAGCGCGUGCUAGGAGACCGCAUGAAGCAGCUAGAUCUACUGGCUGCCGAUGCCUCCGAGCUGGCACCGAAAGAGGGCAACAUUGCCGAAGCGAAGCGUCUAAAGGGUGAAAUCUCCAAGCUGCAGGAGGUGCUCAGUGCGAUCAAUCGCAAUGUGGACCAUCAGGCACAGGCCGUGCAGGAGGAUCUCCUCAAUUGGCAGCAAUUCCAGGCCGGCCUACAGCAGAUCAAGCCCGCGGUGGAGCAAAGCGAAGUGAAGGUAAAUAAUGUAGUUUCUAAACCCCAGACCCUUGAAGAAGCCGUUGCCAUGCAACAGAAUGCCCAACAAUUUGAAUCACAAUGCCAGGAGCAAUUGGACAAGCUCCAUGGCAUCUCGAACAUCAGUCAUAAAAUGUUGUGUAAAACGAAUGCGCCCGACGAACUGGAUGCCAUGCACUCCCGCUGGUCCGCCGUCCACGAGAAUGCCAAGCAGGCGAGCGCCAAGCUCGAAAAGUUGGUUGGCAAUUGGAAGUCCUUCGAUGCCGAUGCCGGCAAGCUGGAGGACUGGAUUGGCCAGGGCGAGCAGCAGAUGGCCAAGCGUCCGGCUGUGCUGAACACGCCGCACAUUGACAAACUGGAGAAGGAGUUGGUCAAACUGAAGUCCUUCAACAAUGAGAUCUCGCAGCAGCAGGCCAAGCUGGUGGCCUUGGGACAGAAUGCCGAUCAGAUCAGUCUGCAUUUGGCGCCCGAGGGUGCCGCUGCUCUGAAGGAUCGCGUCAACCAAAUGAAGGGCAAACUGCAGAAGUUAUCGGAGGCCACGAGGGGCAACAUCAACGAGGUCUCCGAUGCCAUUAUCUCAAGGCAGGACUUUAACGCGAAGCUCGUGAACUUCUCCAAUUGGAUGGAACAGUUGAGGAAUCAGGUUACACAGGUCGAGGAAAUCAAUCCGGAGCGUGUGGAGACGAGUCUGCAUGUGAUCCAUGCUCUGAUGCAGGAGCAUGCGGACAAGAAGCCCAGCUUCAAUGCCAUCUACGAUGAGGUCAAACAACUGGCUUUGGGUGCCACACCAGAGGAAACGAAUGCCUUGAAUGAUGCCUACACCGCUCUGGUUGUUAAUUAUCAGAACUUGGAGACAAAUAUGCUGCAGAAGAAGGCUGCCCUGGAGAAGUGGACAGAGCUUUUGGGUUGGAAGAACGAUACGGAAUCCCAUUUGAAUUACUUGAAGCAUCAGUUGGACAAGCCCGAGGGUCCCGCUGCGGAAGAGCUGGGCAAGGUUAUCCAAGAGAUUGAUUCUUUGGGUCAAGGCAUAAGCUACUGGAAGGGUCAGGCCAAGGAAAUUGAUGAGAAUCCUGCCAUCCAGCUGCGUGAUGCCCUGUCGCGUCGUCCACUGAUUGCCACACAAAUUGUCAACGAUGUGGAGAACAAAUUGGAAAAUCUAAAGCUGCGUUCGCAGAACCAACAGCAACAGCUGCAGCAGAUGACUGUGCGCAAGGAUAAAUUCCAUGCGUUGGAGCACAAUUUCGGUCAGUCGCUGCAGGAGAAUCGCGACAAGCUGCAGGCGAUACUCCGACAGCAGCCAACACUCAAUAAUAUUGAUCAGAUCAUUGCCGAUUUGGUGGCACUCAAUGAGGCACUCAAGUAUCAGGCGGAUCUCAAGAAUCGCAUCCAUGAUGAGGGUUCGCUGCUGAUGCGCGAGGACAUUUCCAGCAUGCCGGCCAUCCAGGAGAGUCUCUUGGUGAUGGACAAGAACUAUGAUUCGCUGCAGAAUGAAAUAGCCGAACGCAUACAGAAAUACAAUCUGAUUAGUCAGGCCCUGAGGGAGUAUGCUGAAUCGAAGGAUAAGUUCUCCAAGGAGCUCAAGAAAGCCGAAGAUCUGUUUAAUGCCAUACCCCAGCAGCCACGCGACGAAACGGAGCUGCAACAGGCCUCCGAGAAGACAAGGAAGACCCUGGAACAGCUGAGGAAAUCCAAGCUAAGUCUCGAUGAACUCGAGAGACGUGGCAAUAAUGUGGGAAAACUAUUCAGUGCAAUUGGCGAACCCAUACCCCAGGAGGUGCCACAGGAGGUGAUGGUCGCCAAACAGACGUAUCAGGACCUGCACGAUAAGACGGCCAAGAAUGCUCAUGUCUAUGAAACGGAAGCGGUUAUUUGGUCACAAAUCGAAGAUGCCAAAAAGGAUCUGCUGCCAUGGUUAAACGAAACCAAUCAAGGUCUGUGCGAUGCGGCAGAUAAUUCCAUUGAAAUUGAGUUUGCGCCAAUGCGUCUCACCAAAUACCGCACGGAAUUGCCUUCCUAUCAGGCUCUGAAGGAUACAAUUGCAGAGAAAACCAAGGAUUUGGGUGGAGAUAUACCCGCUCUGCGGGCCCUCAAUCAAUUGUUGGAUGAGCAGUUUGCAGAGGUGUCCGACAAUGCCGAACGUUUGAGUGCCAUUACCACAUCGUUUAAUGAUCAGGAACAAGAGCUGCGCAGGCGCUCAAAGGUGGCAGGCGAACAGGUCAGCAAGCUGCGCGAACAACUCAUUAAGUGCGAUGACAUGUCGGGCGAUAAUAACAAAAUCAUGGAGCGUCUGCUCCAAUGUCGUGCGUUGCGCAAAGAUCUAGAUGAAAGUGGCAACGAGAUUGACAACAUCAAGCAGAAGGUGGACGAACUGCGCAACCUUUAUCCCACAUUCAGUGAGUCCAUCAUCCCGAAAGAACUAAACAAUGUGCAAAAGCGCUAUGAAGGUGUGGAUUUGUAUGCCAAGAAGAUUGAGAGCUCGCUGCUGCAGUUCCUCAAGAAGUUCCAUGCGGAUAGGGUGGGCAUGCUGAAGCGCAUCAUUGCCACGCAACGCGAAAAGGUGGCUUGGUGUCAGCCAGAAUCGUCGAGCGAUAAAUACAAUCUGGAUGUCAAGAAAUCCUCGCUGCAGGAGGUCAGCAAGAGCAUUGACGAGUGCAAGGCCAGACAUGCAGAGACCUUGAAAUCCCUGGAGAUGUUGAAGGCUGUGGAGUCGCCACAGAAUCUACAGGAACUCACCAAGGAUGCACAGCUGCUGGACAACGAUAUGAAGGCCCUGCAGGAUAGCUUUGAUCAGAUCAAGAGCAUACUCGAUGAGAAUGUGGAUCUGUGGUCGCAGUACGAGCAAUCGAACGAGCAAAUAUCAAAUUGGUUGCGUGAUGUGGAGGGACGCGUCAAAGCGGAGACCAGCAGUCAAGUGAAUCUUCCCGAAGUGCCACAGAAACUGCAGGAGCUGGCCAUACUACAGCAGGAUGUCCUGGCCCAUGAGCCAAUUAUCCAAGCGUUAGAGCAGACUUCGCAGCAAUUGAUUGAGAAGAAUCCCGAGGCAAGGAUUGGACAAUUUGUGCAGCACCUCGUGCAGCGUUAUCAGGCUGUCAGCAAGAGUCUCAAUGGAUACAUUGACAAAAUACGCAGCGCACAAUUAUCCAACACCAACUUUGCCAAGGCUUCGAAGGACUUUAAUGAAUGGCAGAGCGAUGCCAAGAUUGAAUUCCAAGAACUGGCACGCAUGGGCUCGCCCGGAUCCUCCUCAGCCACAGCCCAACAGCUGCAGACAAUCAAAAACUACAUCAAGACACUGGACAACGGGCAGAUAUUGUUGAAUAAUGCUGUGGAUAUAGGUGAAAACUUGUACCCCGUUGUGUCGCCUGAGAAUCGUGAACGUAUACGCGCGGACCUCCGACAAAUGAGGGAAAAGUUCGACUAUCUGCGCGAUGAGGCGAAUGCGUUGCUGCAACAGGUUGAGGGUGUGCUCAUACAAAAGACAUCCAUCGAGGAGAGCUACACCCAAGUGUCGCACUAUCUGAAUGAGUCGCGGGCAAAGGUUACAGCUGUCGAUGAACUCUAUCCCACUUUGGCCACCAAAAAGGCAGCCCUGCAGAACUAUAAAUCGCAACUACAGGACAUUACGCUGCACAAGAAUGCCUUGAAGCAGCUGCACGACAAGGCGGUCACCUUGUGCGAUGAUGAGUCCGAAAGAAAGACGGACGAGUCCAUCCAGGAGUACAAUACGUUGUCCAAGAAGAUCUCCGAUCGCAUUGGGAUCGUGUCCAAUCAAGUGACCAAACAUGAGGCCUACGAUCAGGUGCUGGAGAAGGCUCAGGACUGGCUGAACACCAUCAAAUCGGAUGCCAUAGACAUACUCAAUGAGACCACGUUCGAGAAGGAGGGAGCCGAAGAGAAGCUGUCCGUUGUUGAGAAUCUUUUGAAGCACAAACCCGAAGGAGAUGCCAUAUUUGAGACGUGCCACAAACUACUAGAAACUGUAUUAAAACAGACACAUCCCAACGGACAUCCAGCGCUGCUGAAGGGUUUUGAGGAGCCAAAGCAUGCGUGGGAGGAAUUUAUGGUUUUGUGUGAGGAUUCGUUGGUGAAACUCAAGCAACUCUGCUCGAAAUGGGAUGAAUUCGAUUCGAUUAUCGAAGAUCUGGACAACUGGAUGAAGAACGUGGAGGGUGUCGUCAAGAACCAGAACCUUAAGAGCACUGCGGAUGCAAAGAGUGCACAUCUUAAGCAACUGCAGGACAUAUCGAAGGACAUUGAACGUCGUGGCACGGCCAUCAAUGAGCUGAUGGAUCAGGGUCGUGAAAUCGAAGGUGAAACCGAUUUGAAUCUAAAACUCUCGCGCUUGAACACGCGCUAUCAGACGCUCAAAAAUCUGUGCAAGGAAUCGAUAGCAAAGUACACGAACUACGUGAAGGAUCACAAGAGUUUCGAUCAGGAUUUCGAAGCGUUCAAGGAGAGCUUGCAGUCUUCGGUGAAUGAUUUGUCGAAGGCCAAUGAAAUCACUGGCGAUCAGAGUGUGCUCCAGGAACAGCAGAAUAAACUCCGCGAGAUGUCAGAUAAACGCAUUUCCGACUCCACUCUGUUUGAGGGUCUCAUCGAUCGUGGGGAGAAGCUGUACGGACACACCAGUCCCGAGGGUCGUGAGAUUAUACGCCAACAGUUACGCUCUCUGCGCACUCUGUGGGAUAAUUACACGGACGAUUUGAAUGCGGCCACCCAAAAGAUUGAUCAAUGUCUGUUGCAGUUUAACGAAUUCAGCAUUGCCCAGGAUCAGUUGACGAAAUGGUUGAAGGAUGUGGACAAGGCCAUGCAGAGCCACACGGAGCCAAAGACCACGUUGCAGGAGAAGCGCGCCCAGUUGCAGAAUCAUAAGUUGUUGCAUCAAGAGAUAACCACACACAAUGUCCUCGUGGAUAAUGUGUGCGACAAGGCACAGCUACUGAUUGAUCAAAUCAAGGAUAACUCCUUGAACAUCUACCUGCAUUCGAUUAAGGAAUUGUUUCAGAACAUUGUCCAAAAGUCUGAUGUGAUCCUGCAUAAUCUGGAGGACUGUGUGCAGCGGCAUAACGAUCUAAACAAUGGUCUGUCCUCGGCCAAGACAUGGAUAUCAAAUGAGAAGGCCAAGCUCUUGGAAUGUGACGAUGCCUAUGGCGAGAAGGCGGACAUUAAGCGUAAGAUCGAAACCCUGGGACAACUGGCGCAGAACAAACCUCAAGCCAUGAAACUGAUCAGCGACAUACGCGAGCAAUUCGACAAAGUGAAGCCCACAACCUCGGACAAAGGUAACGAAGUGUUGGACAAGGAAAUCGAUGAACUGGAGACCACUUUGAAGUCCCACUUUGACGACAUCGAGGGCAUUGAGGGCAAACAAAAGGAUGUUCUCGUACAGUGGGAUAAGUUUGAGAAGACCCUCGAGGAUCUGACCAAAUGGUGCCGCAAUGCCGAAGCCGUAUUCCGUGAGCAACAGCUCCAGUCGACGCUGCACGAAAAAGUUGAACAGUUGGAGAAAUACAAGAUCCAACGCGAAUUGAUUAUCCAGAAAGAACGUGAGAUUGAUGCCUUUGGCGAUGCCGCCCAUUCGCUGCUCAACAACUGCGGGGCAGAUCGCUUGAAAACGCUGACCACACAGAUCACGAAUCGUUAUCAACUGCUGCAGGUGCUGAGCAAGGAAGUGGUCAAUCGUUGGUCGAAUCUCGUGGAUGAUCAUCAGUUCUAUCAGGACAAGUAUAAUGAGGUUGAUCUGUGGCUGCAGCCGAUUGAAAAGCAAAUGGAGAAGGUGCUACUCAAUGAUGAACAGGAGCAUAACAUAUUGCAGGUUCUCUUAUCCGAAAAGGAGCAGGCCGAGAGUCUCUUUGGUGCUUUGAAUGCGGCUGGAGAAAAGGCUUUGCCAGAGACAUCGACACAGGGCAGAGAGAAGAUCCGUAAGGAUUUGCGUGAUAUACGCGAUCGUUGGGAUAAACUGGACGAGGGAAUACGCAAUCUGGAGAAACGCCAAGAGGCCCAGACCGUCCAACUGUCCAGCUAUCAGGAUAUUCUCAAUCAAACUGUCAACUGGUUGGAUCAAGUGGAAAAGCUGCUAAGCAAUGAGAACCCUUCGACAUGGACCAGUGCACAGGAGAUACGCUCCAAGCUGUACAAGUACAAGGCCACCAAUCAGGACAUCAACUCACACAAACGCAUCGUGGAGGCUGUUAACGAAAAGGCAGCUGCCCUGCUGGGAAGCUCUGCCCCACCCAAUGCCGAUGAAAUAGCUCAUGCGGUGACCGUGGUGAACAAACGCUACGAGCAGGUGGGACAGCAGUGUGCCCAGCUGGUCUCCGAUCUGGAUGCGGCCUUUGAGGUUUACCAACAGUUUAGUGAACUGCAAAAGGCGCAACAGGACUACCAGAAGAAUCUCUGGGAUCGUCUCACUGGCUACUCUGAUUACUCCGGCAACAAGGCGGCACUGCAGGCGCGUCUCCAGAAGAUCAAUGAGAUUCAGGACGCUCUGCCAGAGGGUGUGGCCAAGCUGCAAUCUCUGGAGGAACACAUUCAGGCAAAUGCCACGAAUAUACCGCCACGAUCCAAGGAGGCCAUGGCCAGGGAUUUGGGCAAUCUACAUGCAGAUUUUGAAAAGUUUGGCGCGUCCCUGAGUGAUGUCAAGAGUGGCCUGGAGAACCGACUGCAGCAGUGGAACGAUUACGAGAUCAACUUGGAUCGUCUCAUCAAUUGGUUGGGAGAGGCUGAAAAUGCACUCAAGAAUUACAACCUCAAGAACUCAUUCGAUGAGAAGGAGGAGCAACUGACACGCUUCCAAUCUUUAACUCAGAGCUUGCGUCAAAACGAAUCCGACUUUGACAAGAUGAAGGACGAUACCUCAGAGCUGGUGCAGAGUUCCGGCGAGACGAGGAUUGCUGUGAAUGUGCAGCAGGUAUCCUCACGAUUCCAGUCCAUUCAAGCUACAGCCAAGGAGAUCCUGAAAAAGUGCGAGCAAGCUGUCCAGGAUCAUGGACAUUUCAAUGAUAAAUACAAACAGUGUGCGAAUUGGUUGGCCCAGGCCCAAGGACGCUACGACGACUGCUGUGACUUGUCUACCGUUGGAUCCCGCGAUGACCUGCUCAAGAAACAAAUGGUCAUCCAGGAACUGCUGGCGCAACAGCCCACGGCCACGCAGCUGCUGAACAGCACUGUGGAGCUGGGUGAAAAAUGUUAUGGCUCAACGGCCACGGAGGGUCGCGAGGCCAUUCGCAGCCAGUUGGAUGAUCUGACAUUCGAUCAGCUCUUCGACAACAUUGCCAUUACGGCCAGGAAGAUCCAGGAUAAAAUUGCCAAAUGGUCAGGGUUCGAUGAGAUUGCCGACAGCCUGAAGUCAUGGCUGGAGGAGACAGAGAGCGCUUUGCCCGCGGAACUCGAACUGAAGACCACGCUCGAUGAAAAGCGCACUAAACUACAGACCUACAGGGAUAUACUCAAUGACAUUAACAACCAUCAAGUGGAGCUGGGAAAUCUGCAAGAGAUUGCCGAAAAUUUGCCAGAGAAAACGGAGCAUGUUGAUGGGAUCCUCAAGGAUAUUGCCGAACGCUUUGGAAAGCUACAGAAGCGCGGCCAAUCCUUUGUGGAGCGUUACGAGGGUAUUGUUAGUGCCCAUCAGCAGUACUCAAAGGCGGUGAUGGAUGCCCAGGAGUUUAUUGAUGCCACCCUCAAUACGGUGCACUAUUGGGGAGAUUUGGACCUCGAACAGAUCUCCCUGCACACGAAUCUGGAUCGCUUGAAGAACCUGAAGGCCAGUCUGGCCGAUGAGUUCCCGCGAGUGGAUCAAGUGCGUGCUUUGGGCGAGAAGGUCAUUCCCGGCACCGUGGAUGUGGGACAAGUAAACAUCAAGUCACAGAUCGAUACAACGCAACAGGAAUGGGAGGGUCUCCUGGCGGCUAUUGAGUCGACCAUCGAAGGAAUUGAAUCGCGUCUCCAGCACUGGUCGGAGUACGAACAGUUGCGGGAUCAGUGUCUCGCGUGGAUACGGGAUACCGACAACAAUCUCCAUGCCAUUGAUCUAAAGGAGGAUCUGCCCAAGAAGCGCACACAGCUGGAUGCUCUGAAGACACUCCAAGGGGAUGUGAGGGCCAAGGAAUUGGAGGUGGAUAAUGUCACAGAGAAGGCACAGACGCUGGUAAAGGGCCACCGCUCUGCGGGUCCCGAAUUGGUCACGAAAUAUCAGCAGAUCUUCCACAAGGUCAAAGAACUGAACAAUCGCUGGCAGCAAUAUGUCUCCACGCACGAAGACUUUGAUAAUUCGAUCAACGAUUGCACCUCCUGGAUCAACGACAUCAAGGAGAAGCUCGACUACUGCUCGGACAUGUCGUCCAUGAGCCAAAAAGAGUUGGACAAGAAAUUGGCUACCAUUCAGGAUGUCAUCCUGCUCAAGGACGAGGGCUCUGCGCGUGUCUUGAAGAUCCUAGAGCAGGCCCAGCACGUGCUGGCCAAUACAGCGCCUGGGGGACAUGAGGCCAUAAACAGAGAUCUCACCGAUCUGCAGGAUCUAUGGUCUGGCAUUGCCUUGCGCAUAAUGGAUGUGAAAUCGAAUCUGGAUGACUCGAUAACCCAAUGGUCGGGCUUCCUCGAUCAAGUGCAGAAUGUGCGCAAGUUCAAUGAAUGGCUAGAGGCUCUCCUGAAGGAAUUGCUGGAAAAUCAAACGACAAUGACCGAGAAGCGAGCGCAGCUGGACCGCGUAAAGUCCACGGAGGAAAAGGUGCGCGUGGAGAAGAUCGACGUGGAUGCAUUGAAGAUUCAAGCCAAGGAAAUGAUUGCCAGCGGGCAGCAGAGUCAGGCCGCCUAUCAGGCUCAGAAAGUGUUGGACAACUUUGAUGAGCUGUUUGGCAAGACACAGAAGUUGUUGUCGGAUCGCCAGGAUCAGUACAGGGAUCAUCGUUUGUUCAAGGAGGCCUACGAUGAUUUGGUUAGCUGGAUAGGUCGUGCCAGGGAGAAGUUCCCUGCGCUCAAGCAGAGUAGCCUCAGCGAUAAACUGGCCAUUGAGAAUGCUGUCCAGGCCACAGAGGCGCUGCUCAAUAAACAGGCCCAGGGCGAGCUGCUGGUCGAGCAUCUGGUGCACACGGGAGAGGUGGUGCUUGCGAGUACCUCCACGCAGGGACAGGAGAUCAUCAGGAAUGAUAUACGCGCCCUGCGCGACAGCUUUGAGAGUCUGUUCCGUGAAAUCAAUCAGCAGAAGGAGAACCUGGAGGUCACCAUGGUGCAGUGGCGUGCCUACAAAGAGGAGUACGAGCGCCUCAUGGAGUGGCUGCAACAGAUUGAUAUUCUAGUCAAGAAUCACAAGCUCAAUCUGUGUCCCAAUCUGAAGGAUAAGGAAAAACAGGUGGCAGACAUGAAGGAGGUGAUGGGCAGACUGGAGAAGGGCAAGGAAGACAUUGAUCGUUUCAAUGCUUCGGCUGCCAGUCUUCUCAAGUCCCAUCUGGAUACCUAUGUGAACAAUCAACUGCGUCACCUGAGCUCUGUCUAUCAGGUGCAGGUAAAUCUGGCCAAGGAUGUGCUGAAGAAGGUGGAAACAAAUCGAGAUCAGCAUCGCGAAUACGAUUGCAAUAUGCGUUCGGCCAAGGACUGGAUUGCACAUGCCAAGACGGCCAUUCAAUCGGCCGGCGAUGGUGCUGGCUCCAAGGAGGCGCUGCAGCGACGUCUCGAACAGAUUCAGGACCUCAUACGUAACCGCGAAGUGGGUCAGAAUCUGGUGCACACAGCCAUCAAUAAUGGUGAAAAAAUUAUACGGAAUACGCGUUCGGAUGGCAGGGAUGCGAUCAACAGCGAAAUGAAGGAACUGCAAACGGAAUGGGAUCGGCUGGUGAAGAAAAUGUCCAAUGCCAAGGUCCAGCUGGAGACGAAUCUGCUGCAGUGGGCGGACUACAGCUCCAGCUACACACAGCUGCAGCAAUGGAUCACCGACAGGGAGGCGAAGCUCCAGCAAGCCUGCGAGCAAAAGGUUGUCAAAUCGAAGCGUGGACAACCAGGUCUCAGCAGUGGCCUGAGUGAGCGCAAGGCAAAUUUGCGACAGACCAACAACAUUGUCCAGGAUAUUGUGUCCUUUGAACCGAUGAUCCAGUCAGUGGCUUCCAAGGCCUCGGACCUGCAGCAAGGUGCCCCAGCUACAGAGAUCUCCGACAAGUACGAGAAUCUCACAAAGCAGGCCAAGGAUCUGUAUGAGAAGCAGAAGACAACAAUCGAGAGUUAUCAGUCGCUGAUCGAUGCCGGCAAUGACUUUGCCACAUGGCUGCGCAAUGCCAAGGAGCGUCUUAGCAAGUGCUCCGAGCCGACAGGCGAUAAGCAGGCGCUCGCCGAGAAGACCCACCAGCUGAAGAUCCUGCAGGGCGAGGUGCCCGAAGGUGCCCAGAAGCUAAAGAAUGCCCUGGAGCAGGGGGAGAUUGCCUGCCGCAGUGCGGAGCCCGAGGAUUGUGAGAUCAUUGAGCAAGAGGUGGCGCUACUGCAAGAGGAAUUCGAUGCGUACGUCGAGGCCUUGAACAAGGCCAAGGACUACCUGGAGGUGGGCAUUGUCAAGUGGUCGGACUACCAGGAUCAAUACACGGAAGCGCUCGAAUGGCUAAGCAAAACGGAGGCUCUGGUGCAGUCGUACAACAAGCUGCAGGACAGCCUUACGCAAAAGAAGGUCGUCCUCGAACAGUUCCAGGGACACUUGCAGACCCUCUUCGAUUGGCAGAAAACCCUCGAUCAUUUGAACAUGAAGGCCCAGGUGCUGCUGGAGACCUGCUCCGAUACGCGCAUCAGCAAUGCCAUCAUGCAGCUGACGACGAAAUAUAAUGCGCUGCUGACCCUGGCCAAGGAGGUGAUGCGCCGCCUGGAGAUGCACUACCAGGAGCAUCAGCAACAUCAUUCGCUCUACGAGGAGUGCCAGUCGUGGAUCGAGAACACACGCGAGAAGCUAGCCGACUGCGAGCACAUACCCAGCACGCUGAAUGAGGUACAAAUCAAACUGAAUACCGUCAAGAAUCUCCGUCAGGGCUUCGAGACGGGUCAGAACAAGCUGAGGUAUCUGAUGGAACUUAAGGAGAAGGUCAUCAUGAACACGGAACAGAAUGGUGCAGCCAAGAUCCAAGAGGACACCGAGGCACUCAAGCAGGACUUUGACAAGCUGCUGGUGGAUCUCAACGAUGUGCGCCAGAAGUUGGCCAAUCGUAUGGCCCAGCUGGAGGAGAUCUUCAAGCUGUACAAGAUCCUUGUCGAGUGGCUGGACGAGGCAGAGCCCAGUGUCAAAGCCAGCGAUGAGUAUCUCAAUGACUUGAGCGAGAAACGCGCUGCCCUGGAGAAAUUCCGAGUCAUCCAGCGGGAUAUCAAUGGUCACAAUGACAUUGUGGAGAAAAUCAAUCUGCGCUUGCGUGAGGACAAUAGCCUGGAUGCCAACGACUUCCAACCGGGUCUCAGCAAAUUUGAGUAUCUUCAGGCGGAGGUCAACAAGAUCAUAGAGUCUCUGGAGAACCAGGUGAACAGCCACGAUAAGUACAAGCAGGCCUACAACGAGCUGCAGGAUUGGCUGCGUCGCACUCGCAUUGAUGUCGAGCAGUGCGCCGACUGUCAUGGCGAAAAGGAUCAGGUGGAGAGUCGUCUCAAUCGUUUGGGUGACAUACAGGCCACCUCUCUGGAGGGUAAAUCCCUGCUGGAUGCCUGCGAGGAGCUCAGUCGUGCGGUCAUUGCCACCAGCGGCCGUGAGGGUCAGGAUAAUGUGGCCCAGGAGAUCAAACACUUGAAUGCCGAAUGGGAGACCCUCCAGGCAAUGUCGCGUGAUGCGCGCAACAGUCUGGAGACCUGCCUCAAUGCAUGGCAGACCUUCCUGCAGAAGUUCAACAAAAUCAAUCUGUGGAUCGAGACGAUGGGCAAGCGCGUUACCAAAUCCCAGGAAUCCGAUAACAAAACCACCGAAGAUUUGGUCAAUGCCAAGAAAUUACUAGAGGAAGUGCUGGCCGAGAAGGACAAUGUCGAGGAUUUAAAUGAUAAUUGUGAGCUCUUGAUGGAGCAGAGUGCCUGCACAAGGAUACGCGAUCAAACCAUCGAAACGCAGGCCAAUUACACAAAACUCUUGACUUCUGCCCAGGGUCUGGUGGCCAAGAUCGAGAAGAAUCUGUCGGAUCACACAGAGUUCCUCAACUACAAGAAGGAAAUGGAUGGUUGGAUAGAGAAGGCCCAGCAAGUGCUCAACGAUUGCGGCACCGACGGUGAUGCCUCCAUUAUUGCACAGAAAUUGGACACAGUUAAUUCGCUGGCCGCCCGUCUGCCCGAGGGUCAGCAUUUGUUGGCCUUGGUUCAGGAUGCCUACUCAAAGGCCUCCAACAUCACGCCCGAGGACAAGCAGGAAAAACUGCGCGAACUGAUGACCAAAGUGCGCGAGGAUUUGGAUGCUUUGGGUCUGGAUGUCAAGCAGAAGUUGAGCGACCUCAAGCAAGCCCAGAACCGUUGGAGCGACUUUGCUGCCAACAAGGACAGAAUCGACAAGUGGCUAAGCGAGACCGAGAAGACGCUGAAGGCGGCGCCGGAGACUAAGGGAGAGCUGAGCGAAAUGAAGACACUGCUGGAGCGCUACAAGACGCUGGGCAAUGAGCUGAAGCAGAAGGGCAACGAUCUCGAGCAGCUGCAGUCGGAGGCCAGAGACUUGGGCACAGAAGUAGAUGCCGUCAACCGUUUGCAGUCACGUUGCGAUAAGUUGAAGAACGAUUGCUCGUCGCACAUUAAGGCCCUCGAGCAGGAGAUGAUCGACUACAAUGCGUACCAUCAGAGUUUGCAGGAUGUGGAGAAGUGGCUGCUGCAGAUCUCCUUCCAGCUGAUGGCCCACAAUUCGCUGUUUAUCUCGAACCGUGAACAAACCCAGGAGCAGAUCAAACAGCACGAGGCAUUGCUGUCCGAGAUCCAGAAGUAUCAAACCAAUCUGGAUGACCUCAAUGCCAAGGGUCAGGCGCAGAUCAAACGCUAUGAAUCCAACACGCCAGCCAUCCGUCCCACGGUUGAGUCACAGUUGAAAAACAUUCAGGACAGCUACAACUCCCUGCUGCAGACCUCGGUGCAGAUCAAGAAUCGCCUGCUCGAAUCACUGGCCAAAUUCCAAGAAUACGAGGACACACUCGACAGCAUCAUGCGCAAUCUGGAGACCUACGAGCCGAUCAUUCAAACCGAACUGGAUGCCCCAGCGACCAGCCUGGAACUGGCCCAAAAUCAACUCAGAUGCGCCCAGGAAAUGCAGCACAAGUUGAACAACGAAAAGGCACGCCUAGCAGCCGCCGUGCAGGCCUGCGAAGCGGCCACUGCCUCGAUUAGUCGUCCCAGCUCUCCGCUGGAGACUGCCAUGCAGGCCAUACCCGAACGUGAAUUGAUUGUGCGCGCAAAGCUUGAAGAUCUGCUGGAUCAGCAACCUCCGCAAAAGACUCGGAGCUCAACUGACGAUAUUGAUGAUGAUGAAGAUGAUGUUGAGAUCCAAGUUGAGCUCAGCGAUGUCCAUGAGGCGCGUUUGGAUCCGAUUGCACAUGAGCGUGUCAGCAACUAUCGCCACAUAGUUCGCCUGAAUAACGCACAUGUGAGCAAGUUGCAAGAACUCGUCGCCAAGGUGCAAUCCCAUUUGGGUGGUUUGACUGCAUCCGUUGGCGAAUUGGAGCAACAGCAGAAGCAGCGCGCCGAGCUGCAGGAUUGGGUUAAGAAGCAACAGAGCUCUGUCUCUGACUGGUCAAUGCGUCCCAGCAAACUCCGUCCCGAGGCGGCACAACAGGAGCUUGUGGCCAUGAAUGAUUUAUUGAAUUCCAUUGGCGAUAAACGUUCCCAAUUGAUGCUGGAAAUGACUGGAUCAUUGGGCGAUGAGGACACAGAUUUGGAUGACAACAUUGACAAGCUUGAGUCGGAGCUAAUGGAUGCCAUUGCCAAGAAGCAGGCGGGCCAGAAUGUCAUCGAUGGCUAUCGCCAGGGCAUGCAGGAUGUUCAAAAUUGGUUCGACACUCUCAUCAAGCGCAUGGAUGUCCUUGAUCGCGGCUCUGGGCUGAAUUGUGCACAGAAGACUGCCGCCAUUAAUGAGAUUAAAAACGAAUACGAGCUCCAGGGUCAUCCCAAGAUCCAAGAGCUCAAGGGCAAGGCUGCACAGGUGGCUGAGGUUAUCAGCAAUCUGGAUGGCCAGCAGGUGGAGGAGCAAAUGAAAUCCCUGGAUCGUCGCUUUGCCGAUCUUGGCAAGCGAAUCGAUCGCAAGGCCCAGCUGCUGGAUGUCACCAACAAGGGUGUGGAUGGAGCCAAGGGUGAGAUUGAUCAGCUCCAGAAUUGGGUGAAGCAACAGAUCGACGAGCUGCAGGCACCCACUCCGCUGGGAUACACGCCCAAGGAUGCCGAGGCACGUCAGCAGAAGAUCAAGAGCCUGAUGAAGGAUGCCGAGGCAAAGCAAUCCCUGGCCGAUGUUCUCGAGAAGCGCAUUGCCAACAUGCAGCCGGAAUUGGAGCCAGCAGAGUACUCUCAGCUGGAGUCUGCUUUGCGGAAUCUCAACACCGAGAAUCGUAAUCUGUCGGGCGUGCUAAAGGCCGAACUGGAUCGCGCUCUGGAGGCCAGCAAGGCACGAAAGGCCUUGGAGAACGAUCUGGACAAGGCACGUCAAUGGCUCAAGACAAAGAUUUCGGAGGUGCGCAAGCUGCCCGUCUAUCAUCCACUGACCUCUGCUGAGAUUGAGAAGAAACUGCAGGAGAACAAAAAGUACGACGAUGAUGCCAAACAAUUCAACGACAGCGUUCUCAGCGAUGUCCAACGCCAAGCGGCAAACAUCAUGAAGGAUUGCGAUGAUGCGGACAAGGCUGCCUUGCAGCAGAUCCUCAGCGAAAUAGCCGCCGACUAUCAGACGCUGAAGGACGAGGGCAACAAGAGAGGCAAAUCUCUGGAUGAUCUGCUCCAGGGACGCAAGGCCUUCGAGGACUCAAUGAAGAAAAUGGGCGACUGGCUGAACGAAAUGGAAACGGCCACUGAGGGUGAGCUAAGAACCACCAGUCUGCCUGUCCUCGAAGAGCAGCUGGCGCACUACAAGAAGCUGCUGCAGAAUGCCGAGAACAUGGGCGGCCUUUGCAACGAUGUGUCCGAGCAGGGCAAGAGUAUUCUGCCUACGCUCAGCAAUGCGGAUAAGCUGAAGCUCAAUGAUGACAUUAAGAACAUGAAGGAUCGCUAUGGACGUGUCAAGAACACCAUCGAUGAUAGGGUUAAUGCCUUGGGCGACCACAUCAAGAAGUACAAGGAUGCCAAGAGUCGGUUGGCCGAUUGCAGUCAGUUCUUGGGCACCAUUCAGCAGCGUAUGCGUGAGCUGAACCGUCCGAUUGGCUCCAGGAUUGAGGAUGUCCAAGAUCUGUUGGGUGCCUAUGAGGGUAUACUCAAGGAACUCAAGGACAGCAAGAGCAAGAUGGGCGACAUGCAGAUCGAUGAUCUGCCUGAAUUGCAGAGCAUUUUGGCCCAACAGGAUGAUAUGAUUAAACUGAUAGAAGAUCAAUUGGCCCAUCUCCGGCAGCUGUUGCUGCUGCGCGAACAGUUUAUUGCUUUAAUCAAUGAGAUCAUUGCCUUUAUCAUGAAGUACACUGAUGUGAUCAUUGACAUUGAGAACUCCCCCGACAGCCUCGAGGACAAGAUCAACAAGUAUGACGAUGUGAUUGUCAAGAUUCAAGAGUGCGAGGGUGUCCUGGCCUCGGCCAAUGACAAGGGCCAGAAGAUCGCCUCUGAGGGCAAUGCUGCGGACAAGAACAGCAUCACCGAGCAGCUGCAAUCUCUGAAAAACCAGCUGCAGAAUCUCAGAAAGGCAGUGGAAUCGCAGCGACAGAAGCAUCAGCUUCAGCUGGAGUCCCACAAGAAAAUGGGCGCUGAGCUUAGCGAGAUACUUGACUGGCUGCACAGCCAUGAGGGCGCGGCCAAGUCCCGUCCCCUGCUCGAUCGUGAUCCCGAGUCGGUGGAGCGUGAACUGCAAAAGCACCAGAGCCUCAGUCAGGACAUUGAUGCCCAUCUGAACAAGUUCAACAAAAUCAACGAUGGCGUCAAGACGGAAAUCGGAAUGCCCAGCUCUCUGCUGGAAAUGCUUUCUGAGGGUCGUUCCCUGGUGGCCUCCCUGCCCCACGAGCUCGAGGAGCGCGAGAAGUAUCUGAAGAACAACCGCGACUCCCGCCUGGAGUACAUGCAACUGGUGGCCAAAUUCAAUGACUGGGUUCACGAGGCUGAGCUGCGGCUGCAGAACAGCCAGCAUGGCAUCGACUAUGAGCAUUUGGUCCAUGACCUGGACGAGCACAAGAUCUUCUUUGGCAACGAGGCACCCAUCCGCAAUUUGGUGCACAAGCAGAUUCAAGAGGCCGCCGACAAGAUCUGGUCGUCUCUCAACAACUACGAACAGUCGGAGUUAUCCUCCGAAUUGGCUCAGUUCCAGAACAAACUAACCAACACCCUGGCCAAUGCCAAGACACAACAGAGCGAACUGGAGCAGGAGGCCGAACGCUGGCGCGAAUAUCAACAAUCUAUUGAUCGCGUCAAGGCCACCAUUGAGCGCACCAAAUUCAGCGAUGAACCCGUACAGAAUCUGGCCGGAGUGCACUUUAACAUACAGAAGCUGUCGCAUGCCAUUGGCAAUGUUCAGAGUCAAAGCAGCGACCUUUCCCUGGUGAACCAACAAUCGCAGGCCCUCAUACGCCAGGCGGACGCACGCAAUCGUCAAUUGAUUGAGAAGGAUAACGGUGACCUGAAUCGUUUGUGGCAGGAACUGGUACGCAGCCUCGAACAGCGUCGCGAUAAUCUGCAACAGUUGGCCGAGCAUUGGGAUAGCUUUGAGAACAGCUUGCACGGCUGGGAGAAGGCAUUAGGUCGACUAGAGGAUAAGUUCCGCAAUGUCGAUCCAACUGUAAGAUCCCGACGUCAUUUGGAAGAUACAAAGAAUGCCAUUCAGGAAUUACUUGAAGAAUCAAAUCAACUUAAAUCAUCACAUAAAGAAAUCGAGACUCUCUCAAAAUCCAUCCUCACAUUCCUUGGGGAAGUACACAAACCCUCGGCGGAGGCCAUACAGGCCAAAGUGGAUAAGUUAGUUGCACAGCAGGCCAAAUUGAACGACACGCUACGCGAGAAGGAGCAACAGGUUAGCCAGGAUCUCGACGAGAUCGAGCAAGUCUUCCGUCGCAUUUCGCAGCUGCAGGACAAGUUGAACGCCUUGAACGAUCAACUGCAAUCGAUACACGUCUACGACGAGCACAUUGCCCAAACAGAACAGGCCCUGAUCACUCUCAACAGCCAAGUGCAGCAGGCGGCCGAGGAGAGUCGUUUGCUGGUUAGCCAGACAACGGCCAAAUAUCAGGCCAAGCAGAAUCUACUGCCCAACGACAUUGCCCAAGAGUUUACAGCUCUUGAGCUGCUUUCGGAACGUGUACAGGUGACGAUGGAGACCAAAGAGAAGGAUUUCAAGCGUGCCAAGACCGUGCGCACCGAGUAUGUGGCCGGUGUGGAUGAGAUCCAGCGCUGGCUGCUGCAAGCCGAAGUGCAGGUGCAGGAGCGCACUCUCAGUCCGACACAGAUGAAGGAGCUGCUGCAGCGCAUCAAUCAUGAGAUCACCGCCAUCUACGAACGCUUCACCCUGGUCAAGACCAACGGUCAGCUGAUUAUCGAGAAUUGUCGCAACAGUGAGGAGAAGACACUGGUGCAGACGACCAUCGAUCAGUUGGCCGCAUCCCUGGCCCAAGUACGUGGCUGGUUGGACGAGAAGAAGCAGGCGGUGGGCGAUAGCCUCGAUGCUUGGACGAGAUUCAUGAAUCUGUAUCAAAUUGUCAUGUCCUGGGCGGCCGAGAAGCGUACGUUUAUCGAUCAGUCGAUUGAUUUGCGCACCCUGCCCGAGGCCAGGAACAAACUGAACGACUAUGUGACGGCUGUGAAGAGUAUUAAACCGAUUGUCAAGCAUUUGAGCGAAAUGGACAAGGAACUGGAUCACAUUGGCCAAGUGACGACUGUGGGCGAUCUCAAGGACAAACUGCAGGAGGCCGAGGAUGCGAAGAUAACCGUGGAAGCGGUGCUGCUGGAGAGGAACUCUCUGCUGCAAGAGGCCUGCGAGGAAUGGGAUCAAUGUGAACGCAAAAUCAAGGAUAUACGUGCAUGGCAAGAGAAGACCAAACAGGGUCUGGACUCGUCGCAGCAGCAGAAGAAACCGCUGCGCGAUCAGCUUGGAUUCUGUGAGAAGACACUGGCCGACAUAAAUGUGCAAAAAACAAAACUGAGACUGUCUAUCGAGAAGCUGGAGGUUCACUUCCGCAAUGGCAUGGGUGGUGAUCCACGCCUUAGCGAGAAUGUUGACGAUCUGGUGCGCGUGCUCGAUGGCUUGGGUGAAUUGGUGAAAGCCAAGUCCCAGAGCCUCGAGCAAACGCUGGCCCAGAUCGAUGUCUACCAGCAGCAGAUGCAAACGCUGCGGCAGCGCAUCAUCCAGGAGGAGCAACAGCUGCGUCUGGUGAUGGCGCCCACGUACUUGCCACACGAUCGUGAGCGAGCAUUAGCCGAUCAACAGGCAAUGCGAGAAUCAAUCGAUGGCAUGCAGCAGACCUACGAUGCAACCGCCAGAAAGUCCUAUGCUCUGGAUCCCCAUUCAGUGGUAACCACUUCAUCGACUGUGUCGUUGCUUAUGAAGCCAACGGCCGUAGGUUUGACCUAUGCUGAAGUGUUAUCGGGACAAACGAGUCCGGUAAGCGGUAAUGAGACGACCCAAGUGACAGCAGCCCCAACGAAAAAACCCAGACAAGAACGCGUAUCCCCAGCCACUACAACGAACCGGCAAGAACAACACCACCAAGAAACUGCACACAACCAGACAACAAUUACAACAACCAUUACGACAACGACAACAUCCACGACUUUGACACGUACGCACGACGAUGACCAAAUCGAACUGAAUGGGGAAGGUAUAACCACUGCGAUCUAUGAAAGCAGAGAUCAGGUUAAGGUACCCCAACAGGUUACAGCAACACCUCAAAUCGAGAGUCAUGUGGAGACGAUCGAGAUCAGCAACAGCAGCACGGCACAACAGCAACAAGUUCCUAACCAACCUCAAUCUACCAGAAACCCCAGCAGUCAGCAGUUCAUUGAAAACGAGAGGCAAUAUCAUGUGAAAACGGGUAAGAAUCUACAGCCUCCCAGGCCAGAACGUCGCGGACGUUCGCCGAGACGCCGACGAGAGCCUCCCACAAUCGUGCAGGAACAGCAGCAGCAACAACACCAACAGGAGCAAGAGCAGCAACUCUUCUUGCCAAUGGAUGAUCGUACUAGAUCGCGUAGCCCUAUGUGGGUGCCCGGUUCGACGUCCUAUGCGGAAGUACUGCGAGGCCUGGAACUCGAGCGUCUGAAGCAGCAGGCGGCUGAGCAACUGGCCGCCCAAGCAGUCCAGAGUCAUGCUACGGAUUUGACCAUACAGGAUGUGGUGGACGCUAGUGCUGCGGUAGCAGCCAGUAUGUACGUCCCUGCAGCAGAGCCUGAAAUUAUCGAGGAACCAACACAACAGCAAUACAUCAGCGAGGUCAAUCCAGAACAUGGAUAUGUUCCGCCCCAGCAACAGCAGCAACUGCCACAAGUGGAAGGUGGAAACAAUUACGAGAUACCCAUGACAGCGGAAGAGAUUGCCGCCACUUACUUGCAGCCCGAUCCACAGCUGUAUCAAACGAUGUACGAGAAUGUGGCCGAUAGUGGCCAGUGGGGCUAUGUGGCGAAUGCCAGAACAGUGCCACAGCAGGAGCAACAGCAGCAGCAGCAGCCACAGAACUACUACGAGCAAAUGCUGCAGAUGCAAUAUCCCAUGCAGUAUCAGCCCGUUGCAGUGCAGCCAGCGACAACACAGUUUCAACUGCUGCCCGGCUACUACCAGCCCAUAGCCACAACCGACAACUACUCAACGCUCUAUCCCACAGAGCCAUCGCAGAUUUACUUUACCCAACCGACUGUAGAGUACUCACAGGAGUAUCAAACGCAGCAGCAGCAGCAGCCACCUCAGCAGGAAGCUGUGAUCUAUCAGCAGGAGACGACAGAGCAGACCUAUCUGCUAGAUCCGUACAGCGUACAGGAGUCGGCGACGGGUAACAGCGUGCUGGAUCGCGUAGUCACCACACUCGCAUCAAUGGUGCAACAGAGCUCCGAACCAUUGACCACCAGUACGCAGCAGAUUCAGCCCACUGUGGUGCAGAUCGAAUCCGAAGAAGAGGAGCCCCAGUACUAUAUCGAAGAGAGUGUACAAAUGCUGAGGUCAGUGGAGCCACAGGAGUUUGAGGUUGAUGAGCCACGACCCGACAUUACCUUUGGCCAGUUUGAUAUGGAUGCCAUUGAGACGAUACCCAUUGAGGUGCAGCAACCACAGCCACAAGUGCAGUCUCAGCCCCAGCCUCAGCCCCAGCCCCAGCCCCAAGUGCAAGCACAACAGAAAUCCAAUGUCGUUUCGACAACAAGCUAUGUUCAGGAAACCAUUGUGUCGGAUCAGACGACAGAACAGCCAACUGUGAUAACUCAGCAAGUCAGGACUCGAUCAGUAGUCCCCGAAACGACAGCAGCGACCACAAUCACUGUGCGUCCCCAAGACCAACGUGUACAGCAGCAGCACCAAGAAAUCCAGCCUCAGGAUAUCAGCGCCGGUAGUACUUACGCCGAAGUCUUGUUCGGUCUACAGCACAAAGAACAACAGCAACAGCAAUCAGUUUUCCAGCCAUCCAGUCAGCAGCUACAACAGAUACCCGUACGCCUAUCGCCGCCAACACAACGCAGAGCUGCAGCUGAAUACACAACGAAUACAAAGCAUACAACAGUUACAACCACAACGAUCACUAACUCAAGAAGAUCGCCAACUUGGGAGCGCAGGGAUGAUAAUGCCGACACUAGAACAUCGCGUCCAAAGCGAGUGCGACAUGAGACCCAACCCGAACCGUUGCCGAUUAAGGUUAGCACCCGUAAGGAUACAAAAUCGGGCAAAAAGCCUAGAUCUCCGGAGAGCAAUGGUGUGGAGAGCAUUAAAUUGGUGCAAGAAGUUGUUGAAGAACCCACCAAACAGCCAGAGCCGAAGCCAAGAAAGUCGAAAAAACCCAAAAAGACAACCGAUAAUGUAACAUUUAUAGAUACAGUGCAAUUUGUGGAACCCAAAGUGGAUGCAGUUCCAGUGGUGUUCAAGCAGGAGAAAAAACAGACAUCACCAAUUCUAGAGAAGAAGCAAAAGUCACCAGUUCUUGAGAAGAAGCAAACGUCACCAGUGCUGGAGAAGAAGCAAACGUCACCUGUUCUCGGACAAAACAAAAACUCAACUGCUGUGGAGCGAAAGCAAACCGUAUUAGAGACUACAGUUACCACCACCCAAACGAUCGAGCCUGCUGUGUUGGGAGUCACUUCUAUCCCUGAGCCAACACCAAAGAAGGAAAAGAAGCAACCCGCUAAACCUAUAGCCGAAAAGCCUCAAGUCAGCAAGAAAACUGCCGAGCCAGUCAAAGAAAAGGAGACUGUAAAGCCUGAAGUGAUUGAAACAGUCGUUGCAAAGAAGGAAGAGGUUGAAACUGUCGUAGCUAAGAAGGAGGUUCCAGCUCCAGUUGCGCCUUCCCGAAAGGAAAAGAAACAGUCAAAGACGACAGUGGAGAAGGUUGUUAUCAGCAGCACAACCAAAUCUGAUGAACCAGUCAUUAUAAAGGAGAUUGUCGCACCAGCUAGCGAACAAGAAAUUGUGCAGCCGGAAAUCUCCCAAGCUACGUCACAACGUAUUGUUCAAAAUGUUUGGGAACUGCAUUCAUCUUACGCUGAUGUUCUGAGACACACCGUUGACUUCAUUGAAUUGGAAAAGCAACACGUUCACGUUGAAGUUAAACCGACCAAACAUACAGAAACAGUUAAAAUUGUUGAGGAGGUUUCCAAAAAGUCAAAAACAAAGAAGGAAAAGCCCCAAAAGAAACAUCCUAAGAAUAUUAAGCAAAGCGAGGUUGAAAUUGUUGCUGUUGAAACCGUCAGUUCUGCUAGCGAACCUGUAACCCCAGAGCUCGUUGAGCCGGAAACAUUGGAAACUACAUCAUCUUGGUCAGCAAUGGUUGAUGAAGAUUCGAGUGAAAUUUUGGAACCGAAUCUUCCGCAGACCAGUAACGCACUAUGGUCAUCGAUAGUGCGACAAGGUGUCCAGGAACCCUUCACGAAGAUAACGCAACAAAGCUCCAACACCGAAGAUGAAACAGUCCCAGAGAAACCACAAAAGCAAAAGCCAAGAAAAGAAAAUAAGGUUACAAAAUCGGUUCCAAUCUCUGAGCCUGUGCAACCAGAAAAGGAACCACAAGUCAUAAUCGUAGAAGACAUCAAAUCUACCACAGCAGAGGUGCCCUCACAAUUCUCUUCCUGGUCGUCGAUUGUUUCUCAACCCACUGUAGAUAUUUCAACAAUAGUUCCACAAUCUCAUAAAAUACAGGAUUUCAUUUCCCAUGAACGAAACUCGGUUGUUGCGAUUGACAAACCAAAGAAGCCAAAAGCAAAGAAAGAAAAGAAAUCCCUGAAGUCAGAGCCAAUUGUUGAAGCAGUUCUUGCAAUUCCUAAACCAGCUGUUGAGGAAAUUUUCACACAACCGGAACCAGUAGUCGCAACUGAACCAUCGCUUCCAGUUACCGAUCUCAACACCUCUAAAACAAUGUCAUGGUCAUCGAUUGUUUCCCAAACUGUCGAAGUUACUCCAACGAUCACGGAAAGUGUGGUUCGAGAGCUAAAACCCACAUCACCUAUCGACGAAAAACCCAAAAAACAAAAGUCGAAGAAGGAGAAGAAAUCGCCAAAGGCGGAAAAAGUUCAUGAGCCCGUCGUUCCUGUUAUUGAACCUGUUGAAGUAACGGAUGCUGAAGAAACUGUUUCCGAUAAGGAACUAAAACCGGUAGACAUUGAAGAACAGCCCACUCCGGUUGCUGUCCCAGCAUCGCAAGCACCAUUGUCUUGGUCUUCUAUCGUCUCACACUCUGUUGAAGUGAUACCAACGAUCACCGAAACUCUUGUUACUGACAAAAAAUCUCCAGUUAUCCAAGAAUUUAUCGCCCAGGAACAAAACUUCUCUACCGCUGUGAACAGUAAGGAGAAGAGGCAAAAGUCGAAGAAGGAAAAGAAACCCACAACAGAACUAAUUCAAGAAUAUAGCUUUGAAGCUGUUUCCAUCGAAGAACCAGUUGUUGAAGUCUCCUUUGUUCCAGAGCCAAUUGUUGAAGAACCCACUCUUACAGCACCAGAAAUUGCACCGUCACACACUCUGUCAUGGUCGUCUAUCGUUUCACAAACUACUGAUGUGACAACCAUCACGGAAACUCAUGUUACUGAAGAAACUGAAGUCAAAAAUCUGUCUGAAGAACCACAAUCUAUACCAUCAGUAGAGGAAAAGCCUAAGAAACAGAAGACAAAGAAAGAAAAGAAACCCAAGACGGAACCGAUUCCGGAAACUACUGUGGAAGUUAAGACUAUCGAAGAGCCUGUUGUUGAAGUGACUAUAGCGCCAGAGCCUACUAUUGAGGAAGUCAUUCCAGUGGCAGAGGCUGAGCCUGUAGUUGAACCAAUUUCUUCACUACCAGAAGUUGCACCAUCACAAACCCUGUCAUGGUCGUCAAUCGUCUCGCAGACUACAGAAGUAAGUCCAACCAAGCCUGAAACCAUUGUCACUGAAUCAUCGAAAACCAAGGAUAUUGUGGACUUCAUCGCCCAGGAGCAGAUCUUCUCGACUGUUGUAAACGACAAACAAAAGAAACAAAAGUCAAAGAAGGAAAAGAAGUCACCCAAAGCGGAACCAAUUCUUGAAGUCGUGACUACGGUUUCAGAACCAGUUGUUGAAGUGGUGACUACUGUUCCAGAACCAAUUGUUGAAGUUGUGGCUUCUAUUCCAGAAAGUGUUGUUGAGGAAGAUAUUGCAGAGACAGAACUGGCACCUUCAGUGCCAGAAGUGACACCCUCAAGCACCCUGUCAUGGUCGUCUAUCGUUUCUCAAACUACUGAUGUGACAACAACCAUCACUGAGACUCAUGUCACUGAAGAAUCGGAAGUAAAACAUGUGCCUGAGGAAGAGACAUCCAAACCAUCAGUGGAGGAAAAGCCUAAGAAACAGAAGACAAAGAAAGAAAAGAAACCCAAGACGGAACCGAUUCCGGAAACUACUGUGGAAGUCAAGACUAUCGAAGAGCCUGUUGUUGAAGUGACUAUAGCGCCAGAGCCUACUAUUGAGGAGGUCAUUCCAGUGACAGAGCCUGAGCCUGUAGUUGAAGCGGAACGAAUUCCUUCAGUACCAGAAGUUGCACCAUCACAGACCCUGUCAUGGUCGUCCAUCGUCUCGCAGACCACAGAAGUAACUCCAACCAAGCCUGAAACCAUUGUCACUGAAUCAUCGAAAACCAAGGAUAUUGUGAACUUCAUCGCCCAGGAGCAGACCUUCUCGACUGUUGUAAACGACAAACAAAAGAAACAAAAGUCAAAGAAGGAAAAGAAGUCAACCAAAGCGGAACCAAUUCUUGAAGUCGUGACUACGGUUUCAGAACCAGUUGUUGAAGUGUUGAAUACGGUUCCAGAACCAGUUGUUGAUGUUGUGGCUUCUAUUCCAGAAGAGAUUGCAGACACAGAACUGGCGCCUUCAGUGCCAGAAGUGACACCAUCAAACACCCUGUCAUGGUCGUCUAUCGUUUCUCAAACUUCUGAUGUGACAACAACCAUCACUGAGACUCAUGUCACUGAAGAAUCGGAUGUAAAACAUGUGCCUGAGGAAGAGACAUCCAAACCAUCAGUGGAGGAAAAGCCUAAGAAACAGAAGACAAAGAAAGAAAAGAAACCCAAGACGGAACCGAUUCAGGAAACUACUGUGGAAGUCAAGACUAUCGAAGAGCCUGUUGUUGAAGUGACUAUAGCGCCAGAGCCUAUUAUUGAGGAAGUCAUUCCAGUGGCAGAGGCUGAGCCUGUAGUUGAACCAAUUUCUUCAGUACCAGAAGUCGCACCAUCACAGACCCUGUCAUGGUCGUCCAUCGUCUCGCAGACCACAGGAGUAACUCCAACCAAACCUGAAACCAUUUUCACUGAAUCAUCGAAAACCAAGGAUAUUGUGGACUUCAUCGCCCAGGAGCAGAUCUUCUCGACAGUUGUAAACGACAAACAAAAGUCAAAGAAGGAAAAGAAGUCAACCAAAACGGAACCAAUUCUUGAAGUCGUGACUACGGUUUCAGAACCAGUUGUUGAAGUGGUGACUACUGUUCCAGAACCAAUUGUUGAAGUUGUGGCUUCUAUUCCAGAACUAGUUGUUGAGGAAGAGGUUGCAGAGACUGAACUGGCGCCUUUAGUGCCAGAACAGACACCUUCAAACACCCUGUCAUGGUCGUCUAUCGUUUCUCAAACUUCUGAUGUGACAACAACCAUCACUGAGACUCAUGUCACUGAAGAAUCUAAAGACAAACAUCUGCCUGAGGAAGUGUCAUCCAAACCAUCAGUGGAGGAAAAGCCUAAGAAACAGAAGACAAAGAAAGAAAAGAAACCCAAGACGGAACCGAUUCCGGAAACUACUGUGGAAGUCAAGACUAUCGAAGAGCCUGUUGUUGAAGUGACUAUAGCGCCAGAGCCUACUAUUGAGGAUGUAAUUCCAGUGGCAGAGGCUGAGCCUGUUGUUGAACCAAUUUCUUCACUACCAGAAGUUGAACCAUCACAAACCCUGUCAUGGUCGUCAAUCGUCUCGCAGACUACAGAAGUAACUCCAACCAAGCCUGAAACCAUUGUCACUGUAUCAUCAAAAACCAAGGAUAUUGUGGACUUUAUCGCCCAGGAGCAGAUCUUUUCGACUGUUGUUAACGACAAACAAAAGAAACAAAAGUCAAAGAAGGAAAAGAAGUCACCCAAAGCGAAACCAAUUCUUGAAGUCGUGACUACGGUUUCAGAACCAGUUGUUGAAGUGGUGACUACUGUUCCAGAACCAAUUGUUGAAGUUGUGGCUUCUAUUCCAGAAAGUUUUGUUGAGGAAGAUAUUGCAGAGACAGAACUGGCACCUUCAGUGCCAGAAGUGACACCCUCAAGCACCCUGUCAUGGUCGUCUAUCGUUUCUCAAACUACUGAUGUGACAACAACCAUCACUGAGACUCAUGUCACUGAAGAAUCGGAUGUAAAACAUGUGCCUGAGGAAGAGACAUCCAAACCAUCAGUGGAGGAAAAGCCUAAGAAACAGAAGACAAAGAAAGAAAAGAAACCCAAGACGGAACCGAUUCCGGAAACUACUGUGGAAGUCAAGACUAUCGAAGAGCCUGUUGUUGAAGUGACUAUAGCGCCAGAGCCUACUAUUGAGGAUGUAAUUCCAGUGGCAGAGGCUGAGCCUGUAGUUAAACCAAUUUCUUCACUACCAGAAGUUGCACCAUCACAAACCCUGUCAUGGUCGUCAAUCGUCUCGCAGACUACAGAAGUAAGUCCAACCAAGCCUGAAACCAUUGUCACUGAAUCAUCGAAAACCAAGGAUAUUGUGGACUUCAUCGCCCAGGAGCAGAUCUUCUCGACUGUUGUAAACGAAAAACAAAAGAAACAAAAGUCAAAGAAGGAAAAGAAGUCACCCAAAGCGGAACCAAUUCUUGAAGUCGUGACUAAGGUUUCAGAACCAGUUGUUGAAGUGGUGACUACUGUUCCAGAACCAAUUGUUGAAGUUGUGGCUUCUAUUCCAGAAAGUGUUGUUCAGGAAGAUAUUGCAGAGACAGAACUGGCACCUUCAGUGCCAGAAGUGACACCCUCAAGCACCCUGUCAUGGUCGUCUAUCGUUUCUCAAACUACUGAUGUGACAACAACCAUCACUGAGACUCAUGUCACUGAAGAAUCGGAUGUAAAACAUGUGCCUGAGGAAGAGACAUCCAAACCAUCAGUGGAGGAAAAGCCUAAGAAACAGAAGACAAAGAAAGAAAAGAAACCCAAGACGGAACCGAUUCCGGAAACUACUGUGGAAGUCAAGACUAUCGAAGAGCCUGUUGUUGAAGUGACUAUAGCGCCAGAGCCUAUUAUUGAGGAAGUCAUUCCAGUGGCAGAGGCUGAGCCUGUAGUUGAACCAAUUUCUUCAGUACCAGAAGUCGCACCAUCACAGACCCUGUUAUGGUCGUCCAUCGUCUCGCAGACCACAGAAGUAACUCCAACCAAGCCUGAAACCAUUGUCACUGAAUCAUCGAAAACCAAGGAUAUUGUGGACUUCAUCGCCCAGGAGCAGAUCUUCUCGACUGUUGUAAAUGACAAACAAAAGUCUAAGAAGGAAAAGAAGUCAACCAAAGCGGAACCAAUUCUUGAAGUCGUGACUACGGUUCCAGAACCAGUUGUUGAAGUUGUGCCUUCUAUUCCAGAAGAUAUUGCAGAGACAGAACUGGCGCCUUCAGUGCCAGAAGUGACACCCUCAAACACCCUGUCAUGGUCGUCUAUCGUUUCACAAACUACUGAUGUGACAACAACCAUCACUGAGACUCAUGUCACUGAAGAAUCUAAAGACAAACAUCUGCCUGAGGAAGAGACAUCCAAACCACCAUUGGAAGAAAAGCCCAAGAAACAGAGGACAAAGAAAGAAAAGAAACCCAAAACGGAACCGACUCCAGAACCUAUUGUUGAAGUGGUUUCUAUUUCGGAACCAGUUUCUGAAGAAGUAAUUUCAGUGGCGGAACCUGAACCUGCAAUUGUGGACGAACAAACACCUUCAGUUGCCGAAGCUGUGUCAUCACAAAAAAUGUCAUGGUCAUCGAUCGUCUCGCAGACUGUCGAAACUGCUCCUGUUGUCACCGAAACAUACGUUUCUAAGACAUUGGAAACCAAAGCCAAACCCGUCGAUAGCCAGGCUUUUAUCGUCCAUGAACAGACAUUAGUCUCUUCAACUGAUGAGAAGGUGAAGAAACAAAAGUCGAAAAAGGAAAAGAAAACUGUCAAGGUUGAUGCUAUUCAGGAACCCAUCGCUGUAGUGAUUCCAGUUCAAGAAUCAGUUAAAACGGAACUAAUAACGGAGAAGGAACCAGAACCAAUUCCAACUUCAGCACCAUGCAUGUCAUGGGCAUCGAUUGUAUCACAAGAAACAACAGAGAUAACCCCUACGGUGACAGAAACAUUGCCCAAGGCACCACAGUCAAAGAACAUACAGAAUUUCAUCUCUCAGGAGCAGAACUUUUCGACUACCGUAAAUCAAAAGCCGAAGAAACAAAAGCCCAAUAAAGAAAGAAAAAUUGCAAAGGUAGAACCCAUUGAACAGCUUGUGGCUCAACUGACUGAUACAAUAUCUGAGAAAAAACUGGAACCAGAUCAACCAGAGCCAGCACCUGAAUCACCACAAACACUGUCCUGGUCGUCGAUUGUUUCGCAUAACAUAGACUUGAUUCCAACAUUCACCGAAACGCAUGUCACUAAAACUACAGAAAAAGUUCCAGAGGAGACCACUUCCCAAGAACAGAAGCUUCCCACCUACGUCGAAGAAAAGCCCAAGAAACAAAAGCCCAAGAAGGAGAAGAAACUACCCAAGGCAGAGCCAGUGCAACAAAUUAAAGAAGCCCCCAUUGUAGUUGAUGAGAAGAGGCCAGAAAGUGAACGUAGUUCAGGAACCACAACGCCAGAAUUUAAUAUUCAGCUGCCAACGCUCGCGAAACCAUCAGUAUGGUCCUCAUCAGAAACCUACGCCGAAGUAGUUAGGAAAUCAGGCUAUACCAAAAAUACAAAUAUUAGGUAUCAAGAAACCGAAAGGGAAACUUCGAACUCUAAGAAACCGACAGUCACCGAAGUGCCGCAAGAACCUGUUGUGGAGUUCCCAGAUCCAAUUAUUCCACCGAUUGUACAUGCAGAUGAAGAUGAAGAAUAUACCGAAAAGCCAUCACAACAGCUGUCUUGGAGGGAACUCAUUGACGAUGACGAUGAUGAUGNCGGGGAUAAACCGACUGUGCCUGAAAUACGCAAGCCGAACGACGACGAUGAUAAAUCGAACGAUAGGAGAGAUCCUGGUAGCGGCGGUAGUAGUGGUAAUAUAACGCCAACACCCGAACACGAUCAGUACGAACAGAAUAAUCGCAGCUGCUCAUCAGAGUAUAUGUCGACCGAUUUGCCGGGUGGUGUAGGUCAUUGGCGGGAUCAGAGUACUUAUUUGGCAUUAGAAGCCGAACAGGAAAAGCCUCAGGUAAAAUUAGGAGCCGUUGAUGUUGUUGAACAAUCAGCACCCAUCAAAGAGGAAGGUGUAAUUGUACUAACCGAAACUAAAACUAUUGACCCCACAAGUUCAAUCAACACAGUCCCUGACCCUGAAACAAGCCCCAGCAGUCCCAGUCCCCACAUAGCUACUGCAAACGCACUAAUCCAAUUGGCAAGCGCCACAACUCAUACGCUGUCCGCUAAAGCGAAUGCGGCAGCCGCAGCGGCACAGGCAACAGCAUUGGUGGCAACCAGUGCUCUACUGCCAGUAGCCAAGGCCGUAAUCAAUAAGCUUACGACAACAACAACACCAGAGAAGACAACACCAGUAGCACCAGCAGCAGCAGCAGCAACACAACCUCAGCAGGAGGUGCCAGAGCAAGCAGCACUGAUAGCAGCUGCUGUUGAGGCGCCUGCAGAGGUUGCAACCACAUCGAGCAGCAAGGAUUCGGUUGAUCCGAAUGUCCUUAAGCGUACCACAACGACAACCACCACAGUAACGACAACAACCACAACUGUUGAAACACCAUCGACAACGAGCAGUGGCAGCAGCAGCACGACAACAACCACAACAACGAACAACAACACCAACAACGAUCAACAGCAACAAAGGCAGAAGGAGACAUUUGACCAAGAUCUUGAUGAGCUGCUACAAUCGCUGUCAAGCGUCGAGGAUGGCAUCGCAAACAUGAACCAGAGCAGCCUGGAGGGCAUGCUACAGGGACUAAAGCUAAUCCAAACGAAUCUGGAAGUACACGAAAGGGACGCCCGCCAGCUGAAGGAGCAGGCUAAGACUUUGCCCACGGAUCCGGGAACUGAACGCAUACUAAACGAAACUGUAGAUCGGAUUGAUUUGCUACUGCGUCGCACCCAACAAGGCAUCACCAUGAUUGCUAAUGCUAUGCAUGGGCAGAAGAAGCGGCAGCAGGACAUUGACCAGUACCAGCAGCAUUUGCUGGAGCUAGAGCGAUGGAUCAACGAGGUAUCCGCCGAGCUGGAGUCCUUUGAGACCACACCGGACAGCAGCACCGAUGAGCAGGUGCUCAAGUCGCAGGUGGAACGCAGCCAGCAAUUGUUGCGCACUCUCAAGGAUCGCCAGCAGACCAUGGACGAUUUGCUGGAACAGACGCGACAACUUCAAUCGCAGCCCGAUGUCGCCCCUCUGGCCAAUACACUGAUGGAGCAACUGCAGAGUAUUUUAAUCAUACUCCGCGAACAGAUCACAGUAGCCACCACACGGAUUUUCACCAUCGAGAAGCGAAUUGUGGAUUUGCGAAAGGCCAAGAGCGAAGAGGCUCAGCGACAGCGAGUGCAGGCGGAUGCCAUGAUACAGCCCCCGAGCCAGAUUGAGGCACACGAAUCGAUAGAGUCCAAUGAGAACACAAUUGAUUCGACCUCAAUGCCCGAAGAGGAGGUUAAAGCACCCAGUGGUGGAGUAUAUGUAGAGACGCAAACAUCGUUGAGCCUGCAGCAGCAGCAGCAGCCGCCGGCGGCACCCAUUCAGGUGGCAACCACCACUGUUGAGGCACAAACCAGCUUCACAGAGGCACCCCCCCUGGUGGUGGUGGAAACCGCUGAGGUGGCACAGCAAACGCAAAAGGAGCGUACACCCACAGAGAACAUUGUGGUGACGCAAACGAUUCAGGAUGGCCAGGCCACCAUACAGAUUGACACCACACUGAAUAAAGAUAUAUCCGACAGCCCCGAAGAUGUGCAGAUUGAGGCGCGCUACCAUCAGCGUCCCCAAGGCGAUGUGGAUCGUGCCACCGAGCUGAUCCUGAAGAAUGUACCACAGGCAUUUGAGACGACAUUUGUGGAGCCAGAUGAUACCACCACUGAGGUGAUUGUCGGGCCCGAUGGCACCAAGCAUAUUGUCCUGAAAAAGGUCACGCGUACGCGCCAGCAGAUUGUGCAGCAGCAACAGAUCAGCUCAAUAGAGACUGUUAGCGACUCGGAUGGCAACAUUGAGGUGCAUUCGACGGGACAGAUCAAUCUGGAGAAUGUGCAGACAACAGACACCAGUGUGGAUCCACAGGAGGGAAGCUCUCGCACCGUUGUUACACACCAAUCGCGGGGCGCUCUUGUAGAUGCCUCACAACCCGAGGCGGUAACCGUUCAGGAGUUUGAAACAGAGCCAACCAUUGAGACGUACGAGGAGAUUGUGAGUGGUCCGGGUGGAGAAGAACACUUGCUGGGCGUUGGCGUUGGCGGCACCAGCACCAUUCGUGCUGUUGUGCAGCAGGUGACCCGCAAGGUGAUCCGCAAGACGCGGAAGAUAAUCAAGCGAGUGGUGAUCAUCGAUGGGAAGGAGCACAUUACCGAGGAGGUGAUUGAGGAGCCCGAAGAGAUUGAGAUAACCGAAGAGGAGACGGCGCCGCAUGUCAAUGUGAAUAUUGUGCGUACAAUCAAUGGGAAAGUGGUCACCGAGGAGGAGUUCCAAAGAAUGCUGCAAGAACCGGGCGUGAUCAUUGAAGAAGUUGCUGCUGAAUCGCCGCAACAGGUAUUUGAUAUUGAGUCUACCCACGUCACCUCCACCACAGAAACAAUAAUCACACCACAAGAACAAGAACAAGUACAGAUACAGCAAGAAUCAGAACAGCCAGAACAACAGACAACACCAACAGAAACAAUGAUCAAAGAACCAGCACCAGUAGAGUUGCCAGCACCUUCUCAAGUAGAUGUUGCAGAAACAUUAGAUGUUGCCAGUACUACUACUACAUCCAUCAGUACUGUUAAUGUUGCAGCAACAGAUGUAGCCAGCCCAGCGGAUGUUGCAGAAAUCACUACAGAACCUGUGGUGGAAGAUAUCCACGAAAUUUGGCCAAUGGAACAUCAUUUGAAGGCCACCAACAUUGACUUUUCACAACACACUGAGGAACUAGCACCAGCAGCAACAAUCACUACGGAAAUCAGAGAAGAAUCCAUGCCUGUGGAAACCAUUUGGCCCACUAGCCCAGAGACGGGCAACUCUCUAACGCUGGAUAACUAUGAAUUUGAGCCACAAUCACCCACAAAUAAGAUAGAACUUGAGACUGAGACAAAGCCUGAAACAGAACCAGAGACUAAACCAGAAACGGAGACCCAGCCAGAGACCAAGCCAGAGCCCGUCACCACUGGCAGUAUUAAAAUUACUAAGACCAUCACCACAGUGACCGGCCUAAAGGAGCAGUCCCAAGAAACCUCUGUAGAAGUUCUGCCUGAAACGGAGCAAGAAGUAAAGACUCCAAAAGCAAAGACUGAUAUUGAGAGUUUCCUGGAAGCUGAAAAGGCUUUGGCAGGAGCCCUGAAGGAACAUCAGACUGCACCUGCCACCAUUCAGGUUGUAGAAGUGCAAUCGGAGACAGUUGUACCUGAAACUCUUGAAAACGAACCCACUAAAGUAGAAUCACCUGCAGAAGCAACCAUAGAAGUCACAGAGAUAACGAUACGCCAGCCACAACAGCAGCCAGCGGAAGUUGUCAGCGUGGAAGUCACUCUGCAAGAGCCAGCAACAGACACAGAGAAAAAGGAGACGGACCUGCGCGUGGCCACCCAACUGUUUAUCUCUGGGGAGGCUGCCGCUUCAACGGGUCCACAAAAGUCCUUCCAGAUUACCGCACCAUCCGUUGAGGAUAAUGGCGAUGGUGUGCUGAAGGUUGUGAUGCAAAAGGGCAACGAGGAAGAAUCUGCUACUGCCACGACCACCAACGUGAGCAUGACCAUCAUUGAGACUGUAGCUCCUGCUGCCGACGCCAAGCGGCGUCGAAAGAAAAAGAAGAGAAGAGACACAAAGACGGAGGAAGAUCUUCCAGAACAAAAAUCAGAAACCGAACCAGAGGCAGCUGUUUCCGAGAAGGAGGAGCCAGAGCCAAUCCCUGUGGUGGGCAAAGUGCGCCACGAAUCAAUCGUGGAGAUCAGUGCCGAGAGCGAUGUGUCCAGCAUGGACAUUGACACGCCUCAAGACUCGGUUAAGAUUGUCGAAGAUGCAGUCGUCUCCUCGCCCUCAGAGUCUCCACGUGCGCCACACGUAGAGCUGGUGAUACCCACAGAAAUUGUAGAACUUUCGGUGGUGGAGGAUGAGGAACAGCAGACGACGCCACGUGCCACAACGCCUGUGGAAGUCGCCGCAAGGAUCGAGCAGGACAUCAAGUCCGUGCAGACAUCGCCGCAGCAUCAACCAACAUUAGAUGAGAUUUCAGUGCAGACGAGUCUGGAGUUACAACCCGAGAACCAGGAGAUGGAGUCGCAGACGCUGAUCAUUGAGAUUUCCGAGACAGAGGCGCAGACAACGCCACGCGGCGAUGAGCGAAUUUUAGAGGUAUCCACCACCGAAAUGCAAACGGAAGUCAGUGGCCAGCCAGCGGAAACGGUUGAGAUCUCCAGUCAAACGACUGUGACGACAACCAUUGAAAAGGAGCUGCAGACAACGCCCAGGGAAUCACCGCGUCAGCGAGAGCCAGGCAGUGAUGAUGUGGUGCCAUCGCUUGUCCAAGAUUUGGUUAAGGAGAUGACCAUCGAUCUGCCAGUGCCCACCACAGAGCAGUCAACGUUCACCGAAACCACAACGACCACAGAGACGCAUGUACAGACCAACACACCCGAACCCACAGAAGCGUUGGCCGGUGCCGUGAAGCCAGAGACUGUCCAUGAGGCAACCUCAACGCUGGAACUGGUGCAAGUGGCCGAUGGUGAGGCGCAGACAACGACACCGCGAGAUGUGGAACCACAGCAGCAACAACCCAUUUCAUUGGAUGAAUCCAACUCCACUUCCAUCUCGGAACCAUAUGAACUGGAGGUAAAGACCACAGUGGCGAUACCAGCUGAUUCGGAUGCUGGCUCCUUGGCUGAACCCACGGUCUACGAGUACACGCAGACCAUGGAGCUGCCCAAGCCAGAGAAGCGCUCCAAGAAGGACAAGAAAAAUAAGCAAAAGAAGGAGCAGCAGCAGCCAGAGGAGCCACAGAUCAGUGUCACUGUGGAAAUAGCACCCGAACUGUUGUCCGAAUCGGGCAUUGUUGUGUCCACCAAUCAGCAGAUCGAAGAGGUGCCGCAUGUGGCACCAGCAGAGAUUGAAGCGCCAGUGGACGUGGAGCCAACGAAGCCGCAACCGCAAAGAGUUCAGCUGCAGAUCACCACAACAAGGGUCUACGAUGAGUAUCCCGAUCUGCCAGUGCACAUUAUCGAGCAGAACAAGAUGAGCAUUGCAGAGCAGAGCAGCCGAACGACACGCAGUGGAGCGGGACCAACGUCUUCGGUGACCAUCGAAGAGGUAUCCUCGCCCACAGAAGAACUGGUGGUGGUGCCAAUCACCCCAGGGCCCGACAAUCUCAACGAGCAGCAGAGUAGCAUUUGGUUCCAGCCAAAGACAGUCAGUGCCCAGGAGCUCUCUCAGGCGCUGAUCAUGAGCGAGAGCCUGCAGCAUUAUCCCGGACAACAAAAACAGAAGGCCAACAUCCUUGUGGAGACCAUUGGGGAUCGCAUUAAGCACUUGAAACAGGCGACACCCCAGCAACAGCCGACAACGACAACUCCACUGAGCAAUGUCCUCCACUUGGCCACACUUUCGGAGCAGAUCAAGGAGCUGCCCACGGAACAGCGUCUGCAAGAGGUCAACGAAGGUCUGAGGGAUCUGGAUGCGGCGCUGCACAGCGGCGAUAAGACAAUCAUCCAGACGACAGUCAUCACGGUCAUUGAGAAGGUAUCCACGUGGCUGGAGACAAUCGAAUAUCGCGUUUAUCUCAUCAGACAGAACUCGAACGAGGGACCCUCCGAGGAGAAGCUGGACAACUACAACCAGCUGAACGAGGAGCUGCACACGAUCAAGCAGAAUGUGAACCAACUGGAGAGGCAGCUGUCAAAGACAGAGGAGCCCGAGCUGCACCAGUGUGUGGACACGCUGAAGGAGCAUGUCGAGGCCGUGGAGCAGGUGACGCAACAGAAUCAGGCGCAGGACAGCAACGAUCUGGACAAGUGGCAUAGCUUUGAGACGCUGCUGAAUGAUGUGUCCAGCGUUUUGGUGCAACUGCAGCAGCGCUACGAGCUGGUGGCCAAUCAGGAUUAUCCGCUAUCUGCCAAACUCUCGCACUUGGACGAGCUGGAGCAGGAGCAUGAGCAGGCGCAGCAGCAGCUGGGUCACCUAUUGCAGAAUGCACGCGCCUUCCAGCGCGAUUUCCCCGGCAAGAAGAUGCCACAAGAUGUGCACGAUGCCUUCGAGACGAGCAAGAACAUUGGCAACAACAUCCAAGCCGAACGAGAGCGUCUGCUCCAGCUGCAAUCCCUGGCGGAGGAGUACGAACAGACCCUCAAGGAGUUCACCAACAUCACGGUGCUCGCCGACAAGCUGGUCGAGUGUCCCAUUGUGUCCAGUUCUUUGGAGCAGCUGAACAACGAGGUGCAGAAGCAGCGCAAGUUCUUUGUGAACCUCAGCCACUGCCGCGCCAUGCUGGAGUCCCUCGAGGAGAACAUUGACACGGAGACGCGUGAGAAGCACUCGGAACUGCACAAGGAGCUGUACAACCGAGCCACUCAGCUGCUGGACAAGGCAUCCGAACGUUCCUCGAAGCUCGUGCAGGCCGCCUCCCGCUGGACCGUCUUGGAGAAGGGAAUGCGCGAUGAGUUGCAGUGGCUGCAGGUGGCCCAGCAGCGUGUGCCCGAUCUGUCGGCCGUGACAUCGGCAGACUACGAUCAGUACACAACGCUCUACCAGUCGCUGAGCAACGACAUCUCCCAUCAUUAUGUGAAGAUGACUCAGCUCUCGGGCAUAGCCAACAAGCUGCAGCAACUGGUGCAGGCGCCCAAUCUGGUGGAGGAAACCAACGAGGCGCUGAUUGUGCUGCUGAAGCUGCGCGAAGAGGUGGCUCUGUAUCUGCACCGCCUGCUGGUCUUCAAGGAGAUCUGGGUGCAGUACGAGCAACAGACCGACAAGCUGGAGGCCUUUGUGCGCGAGGCAGAGCAGGAGCUGCGCCACAUACAGAUACCGGCACAGCCCACCCAUCAGCCCAUCGAGCAUAUGCGCCAGUUCUGGGAAAUCAAAGCACGCUUCGAGCUGCACAAUAACGUCCGCAACGAUGCCGGACACAGCUUUGAGAAAUCUCUACAGGUUAUUCCUCUGGCGGAUGAGAUGCUGCAGCGGCAGUUCCAUGCCCAGCUGGACGAUCGCUGGCAGGCCGUGGCCCAGGCCAUCGAACAGAUUCAACACAACAUUGUUGAGUGCCUGUCCUCAGAGGAAAUGCCAGCGGCAGAGAAGCUGAAGCUGGUGGAACGUGAGCUGCAGGAGAUCUAUCUGACAAUGACCAGCAUGAAGGGUGUCAUCAAGAACGAGGAGGAGCUCUGUCUCUAUAUCGAACGUGUCCAGGUGCUGCGCACUCGCGUAGGCUUCAUUGGCAACGAACUGGGACGCAUUGGGCUCCAAGAGCCGGCCGCCAUUGAGCCCGAGAAGAUUGGCGAACUGUUUGCCCUUUCGCACAAGAUAACCACACAGAUAGCCGAGGAGCUGGAAGGUGCCUCCGUUCUGCGCGAUCAGCUGCAGUCCAUCCAGGAGGGCAUCAGUAACCAGCGCAAGCAUCAGGCCAAGAUCUCAGUCAUUCUGGAUGAAUGCGAGGCGGCUGAGCGCCAGGGUGCCGAUGUCCUCGAGAAGGCCGUCACCGACUGUCAGAAUGUGGGCGAGGAGCUUGUCGCCAGCUGGCAGGAGAUCAUGCGCAUCCGCCAGAUGCUCCACACCCUGCCCAUGCGCCUCAAGAUGUCCGUGUCGCCGGUGAAGCUCGAACGGGACAUUUCCCAACUGCAAGACGAUCACGCCUUCCUCGAGAGCAAGUGCACCAACAUCAUGGCCAUACUACGCAAUCGCCUGGCCAUGUGGCUGCGCUACGAGCGUCAGCUGGAGCUCGUCCAUGGCUCCGUACAGGAGACAGACUUUAUGAUGGAACUGAUUCGAGUGCACGGACAAGUGGACUACGAGCGACUCAGGAAAGCCACUGAAAGAUUAGAGGGACUCGCCGGCGAUCUACAUAACCGCGAAGAACUCAUCGAUGAGCUUAAGGGCGCCGCCAAGCCGCUGAUCGAGAGCUGUGAUGUCCAAAUUGUCGAACAAAUCGAAUCGGCUGUGCAGGAUGCGGUAGUUGCCUGGAAUGACACCACCGAGAAUCUGCAGCAGCUCUGCACACGCUACCAGCGAGCCGUUGAACUCUGGGAUAAAUAUCGCAACGCUUCGGCGGCCGUUCAAAGUUCCAUUGACCAGCAAAUGGAUACGGUCAAGUCCUUGGAGCAGCCCUUGGAUGCCCUACAACAUGCCAAGGCCUGUCAAGAUAAUUUGACUACACAAAAUGAUAGGCUCUUGGAACUGCGUGAUAUUGUGGCCAAAAUAGCCGCCGAUGUGGGCCUGGAUGCUUCGGCAUUGAUGCAGGGCGAAUUGGAUGCUUUGGGUCAACGUUUGACCGAAUGCAAAGAUGCCAUUACCACAUUGGCCAAUGUGGCCGAGACGCAGGACAAAGAGCGUAAAGAGCUGGACAAGGAGGUGACACAGGCCAAGUUUUACUUCAACAAUGUGCAGCAGGACAUAUCACGGGAGGCACCGCAAACGCCCAGGGAGAGCGAGGAGCAGUUGGCCGCGCUGCGUGCCCAUCUGCAGACUCUGGCCCGCACGGAGGAGCAGCUGCGGCAGCUGCGUGAGCGACAGCAGCAGAGCAAUGAAGUGGCACCCACAAGUGUCGCCGAUGAUGGGAUACUCGAGGUGCUGGCCCUGUGGCAGAAGAUAUUCCAGGACACGUUCCAGGAGUACCAUCGCCUGUCGACGCGGCUGGCCCGCAGCCAGAACAGCUCGGAGGCACUGCGCCUGUGGCGUCAGUAUCUGCAGCAUGUCCAGUCCUUCCUCUCCUGUGCCAUACCCGAGGACUAUAGCAGUCUGCGGGAGCAGCAGCAGCUGUGCGCCAUCCACCAGAACCUCUUGAUCUCCCAGCAGAGCGUGCUGGCAGAGACGCCACUCGAGUCGGAGCUAUCGGAUCAGUACAAGGCGCUGACCAAUCUGCACAACGAAACGCUGUCGCGGAUCAUGCAGCGCAACGGGGAACUGGAGCGUCGUGUGAGCGGCUGGAAUGCCUACCGCCAGCAGCUGGCGGCCCUGCUCGACUGGCUGCGACAACGCGAGGCGGAGCGCAACAAUCUUCAGCUGCGCUACAUCCACCUGAAGCGCGUGCCGCACCUCAAGAGCCGCCUGGAGGGUCUGCUGCAUCAGCUGGACCAGGGCGAGCAGCAGAGCAAGUCCCUGCAGGAGCAGCAGCAACAGUUGUCGCGCCACUGCGACGAGGCCCUGGCCACCGCCAUGCGCAUGGAGCAGGCCAGCAUCGGGCAGCGCAUCAACAAUCUGCGUGCCGCCCUCGAAACCUGGCAGGGAUUCCUGCACCGCAUCAGCCAGCUCUCGGAGACCUACGAGCAGCGUGUGCUGCAGCUGCAGAAGGAGUUUGGAGCAGCCCAAAAGCUGCUGGACAGCAGCAGCGAACCGCUGCCCACCCAGCCAGCGGCCAUUGAGCAGCUGCUGCAGGCACUGCGGGCACAGCGUGUCCAGUUGGGCGCACAGGUGCCGGCGCUGGAGAGCCUCACGGUCACCCAGGAGGAGCUGAAGGAGUGCGUUAGUCCGCACGACAUGAAGACCAUCCGCCAGCGCAAUUGGCUGUUGUGGCAGCAGCACGCGGACCUCGACUAUCAGCUGGCGAGCCUCAUCAACAGCAUUGACGAGCGGCUGUCCCUGCAAUCCAACUACCAAGUCCGCUACGGACGCAUCUCCCAGUGGCUGCAGCGACUCGAGCAGCGCGUCGAACGCGAUGCCGAUGUCUCGGCCAUGGCCAAUCCGGAGCAGGCAGCCAAGCAGCUGGAGCAGCAAGUCAAUGCAGAGCUGCAGCUGCGCGACAAGGAGCGCGAAUGGCUGCUCUCCACGAGCCGAGAGCUGCUCUCGCUGUACACCGAGGAGCCCGAGGUGCGGGCCCAAGUGCAGCAGCAGAGCGAUGCCCUCAUCGAUCGCUGGCAGCGACUCAAGUACCUGUGCAAGCAGCGGGCCACGAAGAUCGGCGAGCUGAAGAUGACGUUGCUGCGGCUGGAGGAGAGGAUAGCCCUCAUCCGAGCGUGGCUCUUUGAGGUGGAGUCGCAGCUGGACAAACCGCUCAGCUUCGACAGCUACACCCCGAACGUGAUCGAGGCCAAGCUGAAGGAGCACGAGCAGAUCCAGCGAUCCAUCGAGCACCACAGCAGCAAUGUUGGCGAGGUCCUCAAUCUCGUUGAGAUGCUGCUGAACGAUGCCGACAGCUGGCGCACUCAGGUGAACACCUCCGGCCUGGCAUCCUCCGCCCAAAACCUCGAGCAGCGCUGGAAGAACGUCUGCAGUCAGUCUGCGGAGCGUAAGCAGCGCAUUCUCAGCAUAUGGAACCUGCUGCAGAGUUUGAUCAAACAAACGGCCGAGCACAAGAACUGGCUGGGCAAGCAGGAAACCCAACUGGCGGGCUACGAACGUGACCACAAGUCCAGCGGCAAGCAGAAGCUGGAGGAGCGACAGAAGGAGCUGCGCUCCAAGCUGGAUGAACUCGACAGUCAGUCGGUGAAUCUGCGGCAUCUGGAACAGACGUACGCCAAGCUGACAAUGGCCACUGGUGUGGAUCCCGAGAACAUACAGAAACUCACGCUGCCCACCAAGGUGAUGCUGAGCAAGUGGCGCCAACUGACGCCCCGCUGUCAUGCCCUGCUCGAUGCCAUUGACAAGGAUGCCAAGGUGCUGCGAGAGUUUCAUGCCGCACAGCAGGAGGCCACUCAAUCCCUGACGGCCAUACAGAAGGCGCUCGAGCAACUGCCCAACCCAACAGCUGAGGCAGAGCCCAAGGCGGUGCUGCAGCGUUUGGAGAGUCUGGAGCGGAAGCUGCAGGAUGCCCAAAAGCAUGUCCAGCAAGCGGAUGCCUUGGCCCAGGACGCCAAGACACGAACCAAACAGCAGCCACAACUGAAGCAGAUGCUCGAACUGAUAACCGUCUACACCACACUCUGGCAGACAGUUCAGACGCGCAUCGUCACCCUGAAGACCAGCUGGCUGGCCAGAUCGGCUCAAAGUGCUGCCGUGGCAGUCAGCGAGGCGGCCAAUGCAGCCGUUCAGGUGAACACGCUGUCCCAGCGGAAGAUGCGCCAGGCACAGCAGAUGCAUCGCGAGACCUCCAUCACUGCCAAGGAUGCGUACAUCAUGGAGCUGCAGACGGCCAUUGCCGAGUGCCAGAACAAUCUGGACGAGCUGCAGCGUACGAUUGUGGACAAGACACGCAAGCCGGGCCCACAGAAGAUAGCGAAGCUCCUGGGCAAUGCCCAAUCCUCAACGGAACUAGUCAAGCAUCUCAGCAAUCUGCUGCUAACCGAAUGCCAGGCCGACAGCCAGGCUGCCCAGUCGGAAACCGUCUCAGAGCUCACGUUGCGCUUUGCAACACUGCAGUCGCAGUGGAAGGCGCGACAGCAGCACGAUCAGAAUGCAAGCAGGUGCCUACUACCUGCGUCCUACAAGUCCAACUGCAUACACGAGGUCGGCCGUCUAACGUGUCCGCUCUGCACGCAACGAAACUGGCAGCAGAUCGACAACGAUCUGUGGCGCCUGGAGCAGUGGCUGCAGUUCGCCGAGAGCACACAAAAGGCUCAAACGGCACCACCGUCCAACAUUGAGCUGCUGGAGGAUGUGACACAGGAUCAUCGCGAGUUCUUGCUGGAUCUGGAGAGUCACAAGUCGAUCAUUUCGUCACUGAAUGUGGUCGGUGAUCAUCUGGCCACCCACACCCUGGACACGGAGAAGGCUCGCCAGCUGCGCUCUCGCCUCGAUGCGGAUAACGAGCGCUGGAAUAAUGUCUGCAUCAAUGCCACCAAAUGGCAGGCUCUGCUGCAGACCGCCCUCAUGGGCAACAGUGAAUUCCAUCAGACCAUCGAUGAGCUGGUCGAUUGGUUGCAGCGCACCGAGCAGAACAUCAAAGCGUCCGAGCCCGUGGAUCUCACCGAGGAGCGUUCGGUGCUUGAAACAAAAUUCAAGAAAUUCAAGGAUCUGCGCGCCGAAUUGGAACGCUGUGAGCCGCGUGUCGUGAGUCUACAGGAUGCCGCCGAUCAGCUUCUACGCUCUGUCGAAGGCUCUGAGGAACAGUCCCAACAUACCUACGAAAGAACCCUUUCCAGAUUGACCGAUCUCCGUCUGCGUCUGCAAUCGCUGCGUCGUCUCUCCGGCAUUUACAUUGUCAAGCUGGGCGCAGUGCUCGGCUACGAGGGCGACAAUCUUGGUGUGCCGCUGCACAUGUUGUCGAGUGAGGCCGCCGCACCCAACACAGAAAAUGCAAACAACACCGAUGGCGAUGCUGUCGAUGGCGAUGUCAUCAAUACCACGGUGCUGGCACGCGGUGCUCGCUUCCUAGGCCGCGUUGCGCGUGCCUCCCUGCCCAUACAGGCGCUCAUGCUGUUGCUUUUAGGUGUGGCAACACUGGUGCCCCACGGUGAGGACUAUACGUGCAUGUUCUCCAACACAUUUGCACGAAGUCUGGAGCCGAUGUUGUCGUAUCCCCAUGGACCGCCGCCAACGUAAACCCCCUCAAAAAUGUCAAACAAAAAGAAAAGAAAAAGCUGUCGAGUUGCUAUUGGAUAAGUGCAAGAAAAAAGAACAUCAACUAAACAAAUAUAUAACAGAAUAAUCCCCUAAUUAUAACAUGCCUUUAUAAAAAAUGUCCUGUUUAAAAAUAUUUGGAAUUAUGACAAAUUUCACAUUUUGACCGUUUGUAUAGCUAAAGGCAUUCAAUUAAAAUUAAAACACAAAUCUUUAUCUGUAUUGUACAUAAUAAUUAAAUCGACCUACUCGUAUACCCCCCAAAACAAAACAAAACAAAACAAACCCCUAGACUCGACGAGCAUAAAGAAACACACAAAAACUUGAAAGAAUGAGAAACUAUAUUCAACAAACUAACGACAAAGUAACGAAACACUUUUGUAAAACGAUAUAUACAUUAUACAUACAUAUAUAUUUGCACAGCAAACAAUUUAUAUAUUCAUAUAUAUAUGAUCCCAGAACUAUAAAGAGACCCCAACAUUUUGUAUAUAAAAUAACUAAGCUAAAACGAAAUCAAAAUACGCACACGAAAAUUUUACUCAUAAGCGCACGCUCCCUUCAUCCAUAGAGCAAUUGCAGCAGCAGCGGAAGGUGGACAUGGUCUUUGCAAAUCUCGUGGAACAUUUUAGCACUAACCCAUGGCCACAAGCCGCUGCUGUUGCCAUCAGUCGGCCACGAAACUGAACAA
Drosophila guanche is the source of this 49111-nucleotide messenger RNA. RefSeq names its product nesprin-1 (gene Msp300). Lineage: Eukaryota; Metazoa; Arthropoda; Insecta; Diptera; Drosophilidae. The transcript has 33 exons. Gene Ontology annotation, cellular component: cytoplasm; meiotic nuclear membrane microtubule tethering complex; nuclear outer membrane. Gene Ontology annotation, molecular function: actin filament binding. The coding region runs from base 223 to 48405 and encodes 16060 amino acids. Gene Ontology annotation, biological process: nuclear migration. The record is from RefSeq and is a predicted model, not a curated record.